Messenger RNA from Pelobates cultripes (western spadefoot toad), 45430 nucleotides. Lineage: Eukaryota; Metazoa; Chordata; Amphibia; Anura; Pelobatidae. The record is from the annotation of a GenBank genome assembly.
AUGCCUCGGCAAAGAAGCAAGCCUUCUAGUCCUUCCCUGCUCAACCGAACAAACGGCGAUGAUCCCAGCGAUUUAGAUAAAACAGUUUUUAUUGGCAAUUUGCCUACAAUCUCCGUGGAUCGCAAAGAGAUGGAAGAAAUGUUUUCCAAAUAUGGAAAAAUUAGUGGUUAGUACAGUUUUAUAUACUACUACUACUACUACUAGAUUUUGGAUGGAAGGUCCUCAUCAGCCUUUUAUAUUUAUUUUGACAUGGAAGUUUGCUUAUGUUGUAAAGAAAGCCUUAAGCCACAUGUCUGGGACAACAAGUUACCCACCUCUUCCUGUCUCAUAAAACGACUUGUCUCGUUUGUGUAGUACAAAUGUUACAUGGAUAAUACUUAAAGUGUAAUCUGCCACUGGCUUUGCAAAAUGAAAUGUAAAGCAAAGGACCUAACAUGAUCUGAAGUCUGCCAUUUGAAAUUAAAACAGCGUAUUCCAUUCGCUGAAAUAAAAAAUAAAAUGUUACUGCAGCCAAAUAUCAGCUUAGCGCCCACACUUACACAGCUCUAUCUCUUGCAUUUAAAAAAAUAUAUAUUUUUAGAACACAGCUUAUUUUCUUGUUCGUUUUUUGAACUGUUUUAUUUCUAAACUUAGAGCACCAGAAAGGUGCGAUCUCUGGCUGUAACUACUGUUACUUUUCUAGGCCUCCGCAUGUUCCGUGGCUAUGGGUUUGUGCAAUAUGAACGGGAAGAAGAUGCAAAAGCAGCUGUGCAGGGGGAGAAGGGUCGCACGUAUAAAGGGCAUAGAUUAGGUAAGGCAAAGCGUUAAAUAGUUCUGAAAAUUGUCAGCCUGAUGUGUGGAUCCCAAUGCGUUUAGCAAAGACUUAUCCUUGUGGAGUUCUAGUGGCUUUCCUGUCGGAUUUUGUGCAAUUUUAUGCAUUUUAAUUGGGUAUAUUGGGAGAUGACAUUUUAUCACACCAUGUUCCUCUAGUGAUGACACGGAAGGGUGAAAGCUCUGUUAUGUAGCUAUGUCAACAUAUAGGAUCCCUGUGGUGAUAGUCCAUUUUGUAGUGCUUCUGGGAAAUAUGUGAAUUUUCGUUUGGUAUGUUUCCAAUGCUGAGGCAUGCAGUGCUCCUCUGCCUCAGAUGAACAACAUAUACUGAUUCGGAAAUGGUGCAAACCCUGCUUCCUUUUCAUUUUACAUGAACUGUUUUGUAUGAAGCAAACACAAGCUUAGUGUAAGUAUAACGUCUGUGGACCAUAAAGCUUAAUAAACUGGUUGUGGGUGGAGUUUAUCUUCAGUAGAUUUCACCAUAAUAAAAACAGUUACACGACACUCAAAGCCAGCCUUUUCAACUACUGGCAUCAUACUGAGUCAAUAAAACUUUCUUUCAUUGGCACUGGGUGCUUCACUAGAAUCAAGAGUAAUUGAACCCAAAGUGGAUACGGUUUGUUUUGUGUGUUCCUUUUGUGUCUAUAUUCAGAUGCCUUCUCUUUUCCAUCUCCCACUCAUUUGAUGUACAUUUAAAUACCUGGCAUCUUUCUGUGCAAGAAGAUUGGUCGUGUGUUCCCUACCCCCAGUAUUCUUCGAUUUUUGGGGGGGAAAUGCCAAUAGAGCCUUGACAAUAUUUCUGGCAUUCCAUGAGGUGGAAUUUGUUCACAGUGUGGGCCAGCUCUCUUCCUCCAUUAUAUGUGCCAUUCAUUAUUCACCAUUUGCUUAGGUGGGACAAUUGACACUUCUUCCACUUUUGGUAUGCAUUAUAAAGAUAUAGACACACACACCCUGCCCAAUAUUGUGUAGGUCCCCCUCGUGCUGCUAAAACAGUUCUGAUGUUUCCAGACAUGGACUCCACAAGACCUCUGAACAUGUCCUGUAAUAUCGCAUAGAAGGACAUUAGCAGCAGAUCCUUUAAUGUGCUGCAAGGUGGGGCCUCCAUGUAUUGGAUUUGUUGUCCCUGAACAUCUCUCAAAUGCUCAAUCGUAUUGAGAUCUUGAAUUUGGAGGCCAAGGCAACACCUUGAACUAUUUGUCAUGUUCCUCAAAUCAUUCCUGAACAAUUUUUGCAGUGUAGCAGGGUGCAUUAUCCUGCUUAAAGAGGCUACUGCCAUCUGGAAAUACUAUGCCAUGAAGGGGUGUACAUGGUCUGCCACAAUCUCUAGGUAGGUGGUACGUGUUAAAGUAACAUCCACUUGUAUUCCAGGACCCAAGGCUUCCCAGCAAAACAUCGCCCAGAGCAUAACACUGCCUCCGCCGGCCUGCAUUCUUCCUUUAGUGCAUCCCACUGCCAUAUCUCCCCCCAAGUAAACAAUGCACACCCACCCAGCUGUCAUCCUGAUCUAAAUGAAAGCAUGAUUCAUCAGAUCAGGCAACCUUCUUACAUUGCUACAUGGUCCAGUUCUGACGUUCACAUCUGAAGUGCUUUCGGUUGUUGCAGUGGUCACAAUUGCCAUUCUAACUGGUUGAAGACUAUGCAGCAGACUACGAUAUCCUGUGUGUUCUGACACCUUUCAAUCAUUGCCAGCAUUACGUUGAUCAGCAAUUUGAGCUACAUUAGCUGUUCUGUGGGAUCAGACGGACUAGCCUUUGCUCCCCAUGUACAUCAAUGAGACGUUGGCACCCAUGACCCUGAUGUCGGUUCACUGGUUGUUCUUCCAUUAACCAUUUUUGUUAGGCACUAGCCAUUGCAUGCUGGGAGCACCCCAUAAGUCUUGACAUUCUGGCAAUGCACUGACGCUUUCAUUUAGCCAUCACUAUUUUGCCUUGUCAGAUCUUUUCACUUGCCCAUUUUUUCUGUUUCGGAUACAUUGAAUUCAAUAACACUGUUCACUCUCUGCGUAACAGAUCUCACCCCAUGACAAGUACCAUUAUGAUAAUAAAUCAAUGUUAUCCCUUUAAGGACACAGCUUACUUUAAUAAAAGGCCCGAAUGGUGUAAAAUUUAAGUCAUGUGUUUUUAAGGCGUCAUUCACUUCACCUGUCAGUAGUCUUCAUGUUGUGGCUGAGCGAUGUUUAUAUAGGUAUUUAGACAUUUGUAGAUAUCAUGGUGUAUAUAUGAUUCUACAAAGCUACCAGUGAGUUAUAGUGUGACUUUAAAAAGCAGUUGUCCACUUAGCAGUUUGCAUGUCAGAGGAAGUAAAACAAACUAGGUUAGGAAAUGUUAUAUUGACAUUUUUGUCAGGGAGCAGUAGUGCUAAUUGGAUCCAAAAAUAUUUAUUUCAAUGAGAGGUGGUGAUCAAAGUAACAAAACACAAUCUAGAAAUAGUGUGCUAUGCCAGCCGAAGAAAUAAAUAUGUGAAGGGUGAGAUGUCUGAAGUGGAGACCCUGACUUAGGUUGGAAAUAUAAAAAUGUCAAGAAAAGAAUGCUCUGUGAUCCAAAACGGCACGUUACAUUCAAGACAAAAUCUCCAGUUUCAGGUACUGAGGAAUGCCAUCACUGCUUAUAUCUUUAUAUAAUGAACGUGCAGACAAAAGUAAAUUUACACUUUACGUUAAUUAGGUUUUAAUUCUUGCAAACACGAUUUCACAAUGUUUAAAGUGGAAAUUCCUAAUUUAUUGUUUACAUACUUAAAGUGAAACUUAAAGGAGAACUAUCUAAAGUGAAAAUUAAAGGAGUCUUGAAGGUAAAAAGUGAUUUUAAAUACAUUUUCUCACGCACAGUUAUCACUGCGGCUGGCUCCGCCUUCGUGACUGAGAUGAUCAGUCUUGAUGCUAAUUCAAUGCUUUACCAUACGAAAGCAUUGGGAGGCUAUUGCACAUGUGAAUCAAAACAUUGCACUGUUUCUCAGAGAUCCAUUGACUCAACAUUUAAAAUAGACUAGGCACAACAAGGGCACACAGUGCACAUGAGGAAAACCAAAACAUUGUUUCAAUAUCUCCUCUUCCACUAUGUUCAAUAGCAGAAAUGGGUAAUAUUUAUAAUUGUCAUCGACAGGGAGCCAAAAUGGAGAUGCAAUGUUCCUGGAAAGGUGUUUGUGUUUCUCUGUUUUAUUUUUCAAACUUUAAAAAAAAACAUGUUUUUGUAAACAUACAGGAUAAGAAAACAGAUUAUUGAAAAUACAGAAGUAACUGUUCCCCUUUAAGUGUCAUCUAAUUAUUGUGAUAUUGGUGCUGAAACAAUUUGAGAGAAACACAUUUAUUAAAAUACUCUGUUCUAAUACAUGUUAAAACAAUGGACCUGUACAUCAGCAGAACAACUUAACAAAACGCUUGGAUGAGGCAACGCUUUCUUGCAUUACUUAUGUAACUGCUUGUUUUACAUCAGGUAAAAUAAACUAUCAAUUUUGUUGAAAAAAAUUUAAUAAAUGAAAAUCUAAGGAAUUUUCCACUUUUGCUGUUACUAGUGGAUGGUUUUUUGUACAUUUCAGCAAUGUUGUCAAACGUUUAAUUAUACUAAAUUAUCUUAAAGGGACACUGUAAGCGCUAAAACAACUUUAGCUUAAAGGGACACUAUAAUCACCAGAACAAACUAUGACUUAAUGUAGUUGUUCUGGUGAGUAUAAACAGUCCCUGCAGGCUUUUUACAGUAUACACUGUCUUUUUUCAGAGAAAAGGGUAGUUUUUACAGCCUAGGGACACCUCCAGUGGCUACUCCUCAGAUUGCUACUAGAGGUGCUUCCUGGGAAAGCAUUGGAUUGGCUGAAAUCAUCAAUUCUAAAGAUGUCGGUCAAGGAGGUGGAUUGGGGAUGCAUGUUUUAUGUUCCUGACCCUAUAGUGUUCCUUGAAAGCUUUAUAUAAGCCUGUACAUCGGGAGAAGUCAAAGUAUGUAGGGCUCUACAAAAUGAAGCUAUUCUGUCACUUUAUUUCAAACACACAAGGCGGCGGUUUGAUUGAAUUUCAAUGUAAAGAUCUUCUUGAAAACCGAACUGGUUUUGUAAGUCCAGAUGGACUGCAGCGAGUUCAGAAAUAAACAUUGCUUCAUUAAGCGAAAGUUGUUUUGGUACUCAAAGUAUCUCUUUAAUAUUUGCAACAAGAUGAUGUAAUAUUUAUAAUUUGUUCUAUUAGUUCACCUUGCAAUAACUUCAUUAUCUAUCUCCAGUUUAAUAGGUUAAUCAGUCAUUUUGGAGAACAAUUUAAAUUCAAGGUGUAUGUUUCAUAAUUUUUAUUUGCAGAAUAACAAUGGAGUUAAGGUCAUUUUCUUGACUUUGUAUGUUUAACACUUUUGCUGUGUGUGUUAUCUCUGCAGACACAAGUUGGAUUAAUGAAAUAAAUUUACCAAAAAUGUAAAUAUUGCGUGAAUAUGCAGCGUCAUUCUGCAUAGCUAGUUCUGGUUUCCUGCGGAAUAACUUUUGAACUAUAAUAUCUUAAAAAUAAAUUUUUUAUUUUUUUUUCUCCAAAAGCAUUUUAUUGAAAAAAACCUAUUUUUAAAUAACCGUUUUAUAAAAAAAAAAAAAAAAAAAUCUAUCCGUCUCUGCUCUGUGGGGAAAACAUGAAAUAAGUGAAUAGGUGGAGUUCAGUAGUUUUCUGAUUACUUACAUUAAAAAAAAAAAACUGUGAAACUCCAUCCAUCAGCGAAAUUAAAAUGUGCAAACUUAGCAGUGAAAUGGAGAGUGUAUGCACACUGUAAAAUUUUACUAUCGCUAAAAUAAAAUAAACCAGAGAGGGACUAUGACCUUAAUGAGCAUUCUUUCUAUUUUUGUUUAUAGUAAUGUGGUUUGUUUGUUUUUGUCCCCGUCCCCUCCCCUUACUAUGGAACAAAACCUUUUGACUUGGGACAGUGAAUUUUCAAGAGCAGGGUCAUUCUUUCUAGUAAAGAAACUGUCUAGGUGCCAUAACUUCAUAGUGAUAAUGGUACCUUUGGGUUGCGGUUACAGUUCUUGGUCAAACCAGAUUCGGGUACUAGACCAAAACAUGGCCCAGAGCCACUUAUGGCCCAGGCCUCCGCUUGAUUCUUGCAUGUGUCCGUGUUUGCACAUGUCUAUUGUAAUGUAAAGGCAUUCAUUGGCUCAGUCUGUCAGGUAAACUCCUUAGUCAAAGAAUGGCUUUGUAAUCUAAAUCUUGCAAAGUCUAGCAAGGGGUUAGACCUUGAUUUCUUUGGGGCUGUCUCUGUUUUAGUCAAAAAGCUCAAACAGUUGGCUAAGAACUGUAGGUCAGCACCUGCAUCCUUAUUUUAGCAUAACCACUGUAUUGCAUGCAGUGAUUCGGUCUAGGCUAACUUUUAUUUUAUUUUUUCAUGCUUCAGUCGCAUUGUUCAUAUGUUUGCUGUAUUUGCAGUAUCAACACAAUAAAAUACUGCCAAACACACACACUGUGUGUUGGUUUGUUUUGUUAUUUUUUUGGAGGUGGAUUGGCAGAUUCUUCUCCUCUUCCACCUGUACAUUCUUCAGGCAUUCGCAUGGCGGGUGAAAUGUCAUGAAAAGGAUCCAUGUUUUUUUUUUUUUGUUUUGUUUAGUAUGUAUGUUAAUGUGUAAUAAAACUUUGUCUAAUGUCUGUUAUUAUUCAAAGGUUGUUUUGUUUUUGUUGCACAUAAAGAGCUUGAAUUUAGUAGACUCUAACCAUAAAAAAAAAAAAAUUAAAACAUUCUCACCAUAUGUGCCUUUUAGCUAUUUUUAUUUUGUUUGCGACAUGCGUCACUUUACUAUGGUAGUUACUUUGAGUUAAACUCUUCAUCAUUUGGAAGAAACGGUGUGCUUGGAAGAUCUGGCCUGGAAGUUGGUUUGGUCCUUUGACUGGAAACGUUGGGAAAAUAUGUGCUGUUGUAAUAAACAUCCCUUUUAUACCACUUUCCCUGGUUAGUGUUCUUAUUUUGCUUGUUUUACUUAACUGCAAUGUUCUUUGAUGUCUCACUUAUUUCAAAUAAUUGAACAGCUGGGUUAAUUGUGCUUUUCAGAUAUUAACAAGGCAGCGGAAGGAAGAAAUAUGAAUAAGGCUCCAUCCAGGUCCAGUCCGUCAAGAAGGUAAAGUAAUAGCCAGACAUUGAUGGCCCUGUGAAGGUAGGGCUUCCUGGAACACGUCUUCUCCAGAACUCAUACCUUCAAAAGUUAACUAGUUAGUCUAGCUGGAUUCCAUUCUAAAGCCUAAAAAGUAAAGAAUCUUGCUUGGAUCAUUUUAAAUUCGCGGUGAGAUACUGAAAAUCGCGUCGUCAUCGGAUUAAAUCUAAAAUUUGCGUUUUACCGUUGCGUUUCUCUGCACACAACUCAACUAAAAUGUAAAAAGACAAAUAGCUUUAAACGGCGUCUUGGAAUAUUUACCUCUUGAAAGUUAAAAAUUAGUGUGGGCUCACUUUAAGGAGUAAUUUCAACCAUUUCGAUAGUGCCUGAGGUACCAAUGCAGACUAUACAUCCCUAAUCACCUGUUAUUUCCAUGUUUGGAAAAAAAAAUCCUAUCCAGGUGCGUGCACACUGUAAAAUUUUCAUGGAUUAAAAUUUUAUUUCAUUUUUACUUCCCCAAAACUAAAAAUGCAUUGCCCGUUUUCUUGAACUGGUGAAAAAUGUGGGUGGGGAAUAGAAAAAUAGAUCAAUUUAUAAAGUAAUAUUUAAUUCCUGCGGGUUGGGUGUGUGUGGUUUUUAUUAUUUUUUUUAGUUUUAACAUUUUGAUAUUUAAAUGAUACAUCUUAACACACAAGCCAAAUAAUACACGGGUCAGUUUUGCAAUCUUCCCAGAGUCUAACAGCCUCCUGUAAAUUUUUUAUUUUUUACCUCAUUGCCUAUGUUGGCUUUUUUUUUUUUUCAAAGAAGCAGCAUUUUGUGAAUUAUUUUCCCAAUAACAGGUUUGUUUUUGCAAAUUAACGUCAACUGUUCUGUCUUGACUAGCUAAAAAUUAAAAAAAAAUCUAUCAAACACAAAAACUAUACAUCGCGCAUACGUUCGUAAAUAAAAUGUCUCCAAAAUUGCAUAAAGCAAUCAUGAGUUGGUGGGGAAAAAAUAAUUUAAAUGUAUUUUUAAACAAAAGCAUUAAAUGCUAGUCGGGAAUCGGUGUGUACAGAUGAACUACACGACAGUCUUAUAAUAUAGUGGAGGUAACAAAAACAAAGCCUAUAAGGAGCUUUUUGUUCCUUUCCGUUACCGCGUGUCUGAUUCGCGUUCCAUUUAUGCUCCUUUUUGUAUGAUGUAUGAAGAAUUCCAUUUGAUCUUCUGUGCUUUUUAAUGCUUUUAAUAUCCAAGCAUUGUGAAUUAAUUUCUUUAUAAGUUAAAGUACAAACCUGGUUAAGAUUACAUGGUCUGAAAUCUGUUAAAAACUUGUAUUUCGGCUUAAACUGUAGUAGGGAAUGGGAAAUGAAAAUAGGAACUCCCUUUUGGUGUGUUGUACUUCUUUUAAAAUAACAUUUUCUUAUUUAUUUUUUGGUGCCUCAGAGACUUGUAUACAUAUGGAGAAUCCCGCGACACGAAACGUGAGCGCUCCCCUUUGCGUGGGAGCCCCAGAAGAGAUGGCAGGGAUGGUAGAGACUCGCGUGCCAUUCGGGACACAAGGGAAUCGCGAGAUGGACGAGAGCCAAGAGAUACCAGAGAUGUGAGAGAUUCUAGAGAUAUGAGAGAUGCACGGGAUUCUCGGGAACCCAGAGAUAUGAGAGACACUAGAGAUGCACGUGACUCCAGAGAUUCUAGAGAAAUGCGUGAAGCAAGAGAAUUACGGGAUGCCAGGGCUGUCAGAGAUUCUCGAGACAUCAGGGAUCCUUUGUAUGACCGCUACAGAGAUGCAUUGUAUAGGUAUGUGGGGAAUAUUUCUGUCCUAGCUUCAUCCCUUUAUUCCUGACUUCUUCCCAUUAUUUCUGUUAAUGUGUUCCAUAUAUCUAUUUAUAUGCCUCUCUUAUAUCUUUGCUUGUAAUUUACCCACUACACUAUCACUGAAAAGAAAACAAAUGUUCUCUGUUUUGUUUUUCUGCAUGUGCCAGUAAUCUGUACAAAUUAGGGACAAUUACUAGCAGCCAGCCCUCAAUUUGUGUAGUUUGUAGAUCUGAAAUUUGCUCAAAGAGGUGACCAACUACUUUGGAGUAGGGAUCGACCGCCGAUAUUGUCGAAAAUGCCGAUUAUAUCGGUAUCUGCCAAUUCAGAUACCGAUAUUGCCGAUAAUACCUCCUAGGACCGCCAGGCUCAUUACAAGCCUGGGUGGAGCGGGCAUCAAGCGCUUACUCACCUCCCAGUAGCUCCCCAGUGCAACUCUCGCGAGACCCGCGGCCGUCAGAGCGUUGCCAUGGGUCACCAUGGCAACGCUCCGCGAGACUUGCACUGGGGAGCUGGAGGAGUUGCUGGGAGGUGAGUAAGCGCUUGAUGCGGUCGAUCCCUACUUUGGAGACCGCAAACUUUUAAUAGAGAAUUUCAGGAACGCAAACAUGUAUUCCUGACUCUAUAUUGUGAAAAAAAAAAAUCUAUCUAUAUUGUUUCCCUAAAUAUAGAAAAUCUUGCUUGUAUUAAAGUCUGCAGCUGCUGCCUCUGCCCCUGAUCUGCCUGUUUGGCUGACAUCAUCAGAGGUGAAUCUCUAAACCAAUCACAAUGCUUUCCCACAGGACUGUCUGAGACUGUCAAGGAGGCAGAUCAGGGUCAGAACCAGCACAAGCCCUGGCCAGUCAGCAUCUCAUCAUAGAGAUGCAAUGAAUCAAUGCAUCUCUAUGAGGAAAGUUCAGGUUGUCCAUGCAGAGGGUGGAGACAUUAGCAGUGCUGCUCACUGUGCAGCACUGCCCCAUGAAGCACCUCUAGCAGCCAUCUGAAGUGCCAAGUGGAGUUAUCCCUAAGCUGUAAUGUAAACACUGCAUUUUCUCUGAAAAGACAGUGUUUACUGCAAAAAGCCUCAAGGGAAUGGUUCUACUCACCAGAACAAAUACAAUAACCUGUAUUUGUUCUGGUGACUGUAGUGUUCCAUUGAUUGCCACAAUAUUAUAGACCCUAUUCUGAGAAGUAAGGUAGCUUUGUCAGUAUGUGUGGGGUCAUUACACUUUAUAAUACAAUCAUCUGGUGUAUGUAUGUAUAUAUAUAUAUAUAUAUAUAUAUAUAUAUAUAUAUAUAUAUAUAUAUAUAUAUAUAUAUAUAUAUAUAUAUAUUAGUGAGGGGAAUACCAUUAUUGUACUCCUAGUAUAGACCCUAUUGUAGCUGCUUGGAUUCCUAUAGUCUCCUCUCAAACUCUAUUCUGUGGGUAUCUAUUAGAUGGGAAAGGGUACAUUAUAUUGGUAGCAUCAAAUGAAAAUUUAGAUCUCUAAGCAUAAAACUGCAUUCAAGAGUUACCGUAACAGUAGGUUUUCUACCUUUUUAAACAGUCUUGACAACUUACAGCUUUGGCCCACCACAGACCCGUGGUAUCAUACUCUGCUUGGGGGAUUCUUCUGCAGGAGAUUAGUUAGCUCUGCCAAGCCAUUCUGAGCCUGCGCUUAUUGAUAGACAAUUGAUCCUGGUCCUGUAAUGGCUGUGUUUUCCUUAAUGUAACAAUGCAGUUUCUUCUGGCUGUGUAUAUGGACUUAGGUUAGUUGGCAGUUGGUAAAUAGUUCUCAAUUUAUACUGUGACACCAGGGCACACCUGGCACAAUGCUGUAAUGGUGGCUACAGUCCCCUGGUGCUGUCCUACUGUUAGGAGUUAAGCUACUUUUGAAUUUGGGCCCUACUUCAUAAUUAGUGAUAUGUCUUUAUUUUUGUUUAAAUAGUAUAUAUGUAUUUAAAGGUGGACAGAAUUUAUUGACUUACGGUCAAAGUGUGACAAAACUGAUAUUACUAUAGUUGUUUUGGAACUUCUGCUUUAGCAAUAUCUAUGGCGAGGUGCUAGACUGCAGAUACCAGGUGUGGGGAAGUGGGACCGUCUCUGGUGAUUCCGGGCACCACCAAUUUUGGGGUUAUUACAGUAUUGAAUGUGUUUGUUUGGCUUUGCUUUCUAUUUAAAAGGUGUUCUGUUUUCAGACGUGAUGAGCCACUUGAUAAAUACCGUCAAGAUGAACUUUAUCGCAAGAAGGAAGAUGCCUUUGAUCGGUUCAGAGAUCCUCUUGAUAGAUUUCCCAGAGAAGAAGGUUUGUACUUUGUGGCUGAUCACGCACAAAUGUAAUAUGUCUGACAGAGAUGUACUUUAAAGGACAACUGUUACCUCAAAGCUAUUUUCUAAUCUAUUAAUCCUUUCAUAAUGUUUUGAAAGGAAAGUUUUGUUUUUGUUGUUUUUUUUUGUUUUUUUUACAUUUAGUAUAAGUCCAGAUCGUUCAGUCAUGUACACACACUUUGGGUCAGAUAGUGCUUAAAAACCAACAGUCUCUAAAGUCCUCUAUGCUUUACUCUCUGCAGAGUAGAACAUAGAGAUUAACUGUCUGACCCAAGGUGCACAUAUAUGGCUGAAGGAUUCUGUCGUAUACUAAUGGCUGGGGUGAGGGUUUAUUUUUUAUUUUUUAUUUUUUUUUAGCAAAUUCUAAAUUAAACUGAUUUUAAAACUUGAUAAAAUUAUUAUUCUAUUAAAAAAUAGUUUAGAGGUGAUAUCCUUUAAGAAAUAUGAGCAAUAGUUUCCUGUUAGAUUGGGUCACUUAGAUUCGUCCCUAGGCCAGAGAUGUCCACCUUCAGCUUUCCAUCAAAGAUUGAACCACAAAUCCUAGAAUUUUUGCAAACCACUUGAUUAGAGCAUUCCGCUAUGGACACGGUGUUGCUUUUUAUCUAGUGUUGUUUUUGUGGGUUCUUACUAGAUCGUUUGAAACGUGAGGACCGUCGGCGCGAGGAAUUAUACAGGCAGUACUUUGAUGAAAUACAAAGGAGAGUUGACUCUGAACGACCUGUGGAUUGCUCUGUAAUUGUAGUUAACAAACAGUCGAAGUAAGUACAUUUUGAUUUUGGGAGGUUUUUAAUUUUUUUUUUUUUUCGUUCAAACCUGUUGUCUAUUGAGCAUAGUGUACUUCAUAUGGACAAAGUAAGUAAUGUUUUAAUUUGCACCAAUUUUCUACCAGGGAGUAUGCAGAGUCUGUUGGGCGGAAAGUACGUGACCUGGGUAUGAUGGUAGACUUGAUCUUUCUGAAUACUGAAGUGUCUCUGACCCAGGCUUUGGAAGAUGUUACGAGAGGUGGUUCUCCCUUUGCAAUUGUGAUAACUCAGCAGCAUCAAGUGCAUCGCUCUUGCACAGUUAACAUCUUAUUUGGCACACCUCAAGGUAUGGACUGUUGUAACAUAAUUAAAAACACUUCCAACUUCUGUAGGAAAAAGAUGUUAAAACCAGGGUGUUAGGCAGUUGACCGACAUUGUCUCUUUGGGGUUCUGUGGAAAGAAAUGCUUGCAGGAGCUGCAGACAUGCUGUCUGGAGCCUUUGCAAGCCCUAUCCUCUUCCCCUGCACAGACAGAGAAGUACCUUUGCAGGAACUGCUCAUUGAGAAGUGUGAAACACAGGAGCGCUGUAGUCCAGCGCUCCUGACACUUCUGCUUGCGUUGUGGAGUUAACAGAAGCAAACCUCUCUGACAGCCAGGGAGGCAUUCUGCCCCCAGUUAGGAAAACGCUUAUUUCUGUUGAAUUUGAGGUUUUGUUGGGUUUUUUUUUUGGUGGGGAAGCAGGGUGGUUUACAUUUUCUCCAUGCUCCAAACUGGAGGCAGCCAUGUCAUGUCCAUGCAAUAAAGUACUUUUUUUUUUUUUUUAUAAUUGUUUUGUUUAUUUUACUAUUUUGUGUAAAAUGUAACAGUUGUUUUUUUUCCUAAACAUUAUCUUUGGAAAGAUGCCUGCAGUAUAAGGACUAUGAUAAAGUGCAUUUGUUUGUGCGUUCCCUGCUAUGCCAAUGAUGGUGGGGGUUUUUUUGUUUUUGUUUUUUAAUACACUACAUGGACAAAUGUAUUGGGACUCGCCUUAAUUAUUGAAUUAUUACAAGAAUCCAUAAAGCCUACAUUUACAAAAAUUCGUGGGGGGGAAGUGGGUUGUUCUAAUGAGCUCAGUGAAUUCAAGCAUGGCACUGAGAGAGGAAGUCACCUAUGUAAUAAGUCAGUUUGUGACUGACUUAUCCCUGCUAGAUAUUUCACUGUCAACUGUAAGUGGUGUUAUUGGAAAGUGGAAGAGUUUAGGGACAGCAGCAACUUGGCACAAAAUCUGUGCGGGAGCUUCGUGGAAUGGGUUUCCAUGGCCGAGCAGUUGCAUGCAAGCCUCACAUCACCACGUACAUUGCCGAUACUGUACUCUGAAACAGUGGAAACAUGGAGUGACGAAUCACGUGUCUGUCGGUCUUGCGAAUGCUACUAGAGCGUUGCUUGCCUGGGUUGUGCCAUCUGUAAAGUAAAGGUGGAGGAGCGAUAAUGGUAUGGGGCUAUUUUUCAGGGGUCCGGCUAGGCCCCUUACUACCAGUGAAGGUAAAUCUUCAUGCUUCAGAAUACCAAGGCAUUUUGGACUCUGUGCUUCUAACAUUGCGUAAACCGUUUGAGGAAGGCCCUUUUCUAUUCCAGCAUGACUGUGCACAAAGCAAGGCCCAGAAAGACAUGGUUGGAUGAGUUUGGUUUGGAAGAACUCGACUGGCUGGCACAGAGCCCUCACCUCAACCUUAUCAAACACCUUUGGGAUGAACUGGAACGGAGGUUGCGAGCCAGGCUUUCUCGUCCAACAUCAAUGCCUGAACUCUCAAUUGAUCUACUGGAUGAUUGGGCAAAAUUUGCCACAACACUCCAAAAUAUUGUGGGAAGCCUUCCCAGAAGAGUGGAAGGUGUUCUAGCAGCAAAGCGGGACCAACUACGUUUGUAAUGGUCUGGUGUUCUUAUACUUUUGUCUAUAUAGUGUAUAGGAGAUAUCCUUUAAUCUUGUUUUUUAGCUUGCUUUUCUUUGUAAGUUAAAAGCUUGAAAAUUGCCCUCCUUUUCUUUGUAAGUAAUUUGAAAUAUGAAGGGCAACUUACAUUUUUAUCAAUGUUUUAUAUAUUUAGCAACAUUGGAAUUCCUUUAUUGUGCAUUUUGUACAUAAUGACUUUUUACAUCUGUCCCUGCUUUCGGCCAUUGUUUAGCUCUCAUCAUGGAUGUUACCUCUAUUCAAAUCCUUCUAAUCUGUUACAGAUGGUUCAAUCAAUUCUCCUGCUCUUAAGAAUAACAAACCUAUCCAGUGUGCGAAUUUUUUUUUUUUGAUUUUUUUUUUUUUCUGUCCUAAUUCAUGUGUAACACUGUUUACAUUAGUUUUUGUGUAGUAAGAUUGUUAAAUUUAGCUAUGAUUGUUUUUUCUUUUAGAACAUCGAAACAUGCCACUGGCUGAUGCCAUGGUGCUUGUGGCUAGGAACCAUGAACGGUUUAAAUCUGAAGCUCGAGACAAAGAGAGGGAGGAUAUUGCACGUCAAGCAACAAAGAUGUCUACAGAUGCUCUUCUGAGAGAACGUGCGCCACCUAUGGAUGAAGGUUUGAGAGGAACUCAUCCUCCAACCAUACAGCCCUUGCUGGCACUGCUUGCAGAUAAUAGAUAUGUUACUCCAGAAGAGAUGGACAAGGUCAUCCUUUACCUGCGUGACCGCAAGGAUAGAUUGUUGUCUGCAGAUCCAUUGUCGUGUAAGUGAAAACUUAGUUUAUUCACUAAACAUUAAAUUAUUGGUAACUGAAAACAAUGUAAAAAUUCUCAUACUUGGCUGUCAUAAGUUUAACAGCUUGGUUUUCUUGAGUCUUUUGGUUUUUCUAUACUUGCUUUUCCUUUUGUGUUUAAAACAAGCAGUAACAUAUGUCACCAUUUUUACAGCCCAGCUCUCAAGGCCACAGAUGGGAUCAUCUCAAGUGACUUCCAUGGACAGUCAAUCUGGUCUCACAAAUAAUCAAGUCCUGCAGAUGAGUCAGCAGAUGAGUCAGCCAAUGAGUUCUGCUCCCCAAACACAACAGUCUUUAAGCAACCCUCAGCAGGAGCUUCAGGCAAAAAUACUCAGUCUUUUCAACAGCGGCUCUCAAGCUAACAUCAACCCAGUUGGCCCAGUAGGUGCUUCUGUAGCUGCUCCAAACCAGGGCUAUGGGAAUGUUGGCAAUUCUCAACCGCGUCCUGGGCAAAUGAAUACAUCACCUCUUGGCCAAAUGCAGAGAAAUCAGCCAGCCAUGAACCAGCAUCCUAAUGUCAUGGGUGUUGGGGUACCUAUAAGGAAUACCGUUCCUCGACCUGGCGGUCCUUUACCAUCACAAGCUGUUUACGGGCAACUCCAGAACCGUGCCCAGGUACCUGUUAAUAUUCAGGGCCAAAGGCCAGCUGGUUCUGCAGGUAUAAACUUUGAUAACCCUAGUGUCCAAAAGGCAUUGGAUACACUGAUCCAGAGUGGUCCUGCUCUGUCUCACCUAGUGAAUCAGACCGCAGGCCAAGGAGGACGUGGUGGGCUUCCACCUCAGCCUUCAAUGGGAUCUUAUCAGCGUCACUAUUAGUGCAAUGUGAUAGAUCUAACCACUGCAUUGUCCACCUCAAGAUCCAUGUUUUGUUUUUGUUUUGUUUUUCCACAAAGCUUCUCCAGGAUGUGCUUAUAGAGAAAUGGGACUUUUAGUUAGUAACUGAACGUUAAUAUUUUGACCAACUCUUGUGCAAUGAAGCACAUUUUUUUUUAUUUUUUUAACCCUUUCCUUGGCUAUGGAGAGCACUGCAUGUGUGUAACUUUUUUGUGCAAAGGUUUACUAGUUUAAGCAUUUUCUUGUACAUUUAAUUCUUACAUCAAAAUGUGUUCUGCAGCAAAUUUUUAAAUAAACCUUUAAAUGCUAUUUUGUGUCUUCUUUUUUUUUUCUUAAAUAUAGAAUAUAAACUGCUGACAAAUUCGGGGUGGAUCAUGUGUUAAAUAUGCCUGCUGCUGGUCUCUCUGCUUUCAAGUGUAGCGGGGUGGUGUUAAUUGCAACCAGUUAGAAUCAGAUCACGUGUAAUUUCUAGGUGCUUGAGACUCUGCUCAAAAUUAUCUUUGUUCUUAUUCUUCUGGUUUGCUGCCCUGCACAGGUGCUUUCAUCUUUCUCAACCCUGACCAUAACCCUAAAAAUGUGCUUCAAUGUACCGAAGUUGGAAGGCAACUCCUUUCUGAAGUAGAAAAAAAUAUAAUUCAAGCAUGUCUUUCAUUCAAAGGCUUGUCAGUGAACUUGAAGUCCACUUAGCCACUACCACACAGGCUGGAAAUGGAGAUAUUCACUAACCUGGAGCUGUCAUCUUACCAAUAAGUGGGGGUGGGUGGUAGAAGAUCCUGUUUGAUACCAAUCGACUUCUAGUGUUGAGUUCCCACACUUUAUUCUACCUAAGGUAGUGAUUAGGUGCUAACUUUAACCAAAUUUUAUUUAAUGAGGAAAAUAUAAAAACUACAGUUGUGUUGGUACUAUCCUUUUGCAAUAGAACCUGCUGGAUGGCAACAACAGUGCUAGUAAAACCUUAAAACUAAUUGUAAUCAAAUAAUUAUUGACCAUGCCAAAAAAGCUGAAAAAAGUUUUGAGUAAGGAAAAUAUAGGAUUAAUUCUGGAUUUUCUGACAGAGGGAUACAGUGAGCAAUCCGGUUCCUUCCAUUCUUAAAAUGGUAAGGCGGUUCAUAAGAAUAAGGUUUAGCAGCAGACUUUAGGUACAUCAAAGCUACAGACCAGCACAUGGCAAAAAUAACUCUCCACUAACAAGCAUGACGGCCUACUCAUUUGAAUGCCACUCAACAGCCAUAGGACAUCAGGUGACCUACAAAAAGAAUGGCAAGUGGCAGCUGGGCUGAGCAUGGCAAGGACCGUUGAACACAGGCUCCUGGGAGCUGGGCUGAAGUUGUGCAAAGCUAGGAAAAGGAGGGAAGAACAACCAGGCUGUUUUGCAAAAAACCAUAAGAACUGUACCGCUGAGGACUGGAGUAAUGUCAUGAUCACAUUGAGUCCAAUUGUCAGCUUUGUCCAACACUUGGUCAUCUUAACGGUUACACAGAGAUCCGGAAAUGCCUAGAAGUUAGUGUCUCGCUCCCACUGUGAAAUUUGGUAAAAGAUUGGUGAUGUGGGAUGCUUCAGCAAAGCAGAAUCCUGGAGAAUUAAUCUUUGUGAACGAUGUGUGAAUAAAGUCAUGUACAAGAUAAUUAAAGAAUACCCGCUUCCUUCUGCUCUGACAAUGUUCCGCUAACUCUGAGGAUUGUUUUCACUCCACAGUAAUGUGAAAGACUAGUGGAGAGCAUGCCAAGACACAUGAAAGCUGUGAUUGAAAAUCAGGUUUAUUCCAUCAAAUCUUGUUUUCUGAACUCCUCCCUAUAUUUAUUGCUGGUAUUAAUAAAGCGCUAACAGAUUCCGCAGUGCUGUACAAUAUACACAGACAAAUACAAGAGGUAGAGAGAGCCCUGCCUGUAAGCUGAUAUCUAGCCAUUGGAGCUCUUUUAUACAAAGUGCUUAGCUAGAUGGCCUGUAAACGUACAAUCUAAAGGAUAUAAUGGGGAUUUGAGACAAGAGGUGUAGCAGGGCAAAUUUGGCUAAAAGUUAACAGAGAAGCAGCUAUUGGUAAAAUAUAAAGGGAAUAAAGAGGUAAUUGAAUGAGCAUCUCAAACAGCUGGAGGAGCAUGCUAUAUAUUUAGGGGGAACCUGGAUGGGUCAUUGGGAAGUGGUGAGAAAAAACAAAUGCAGAGCUUCACUGAGUUUGUGUGAAGUGAGCCCUAAAGAACAGAUGGAGAUUGAACAGUUAUAAGAAGGUAUUUACAGCUAGGAUCCGCAUAGGUGAGAGGGGGUAGACUAGCCAUUUGUUGACUACAAUUGGAAAGUUUAGCAACCAAAUUUUAUCACCCAAAAUAUUAACUGUGUACGUGAAAUAUUGGUCAGAAACCUUAAAUGACAAUAAUACAAACUGCAUGCACAGAAAAUUAGUCGCAAGCAUCAGGUAACAAUUCUAUAGUAACACAUGGAUAUGGUAGCAAGGCAAGCAUGAAUGAGGGAGUAUCUUCCAAGAUUCAGUCAGUACCUGAGAGUGGUAGGAUUAUCUGCAGGAUGUUAAAUGCAGUACUUCAAUGAGUUUGAGUGAAUACUAAAGCAUUAAUAUUCUUUUAAAAAAAUGAAUAUGGUUUGCGUUAUUUGCUGUCUGAAAGCACUGCAUAUUUUUUUUUUCACUAAGUCACUUUCUGCAUGUAAAUGCUCAAAAUUUCAAUAUUCGGAUUUUGGAAUUUAAGAGAAAUGGCAGAAUACUGAAUAAGCUACAAAUUUUCAUUUUAAUUACCUAUAAGUAGUAAAACCAGAGAAAUUGAUUUUGCCCCCUUUUAUGUGCUUGUCAAUGACAAAAAUAGCAUAAUGUAUACCGAUAAUUCUGCAAUGUAUUGACAUGCCAUAUCAGUUAAAGUGUACAUAAGAAUCAGCACAUUUCAUUAUAUUUAAAAAAAAAAAAAAAAGGCUGGGGGGGGCAAUUUGAGUGGAACAUUUGUUUAGCAGGCUUUGUGCACUGCAAGUAACUGCUAUAUUAGUGUGGCCACACAAAACAAGGUAUAAAAAGAUCCAGAUAUAGCAAAAAAAAAUCAGACAAACAUAGUACUCACAAAUGCAGCAAAGCAUCUCAUUGCUGCUCAAACAGUGACAAUCCACAGUACAGAUCAAACAAAUAGAGGCUGCGCAAAAUGUUGCUAUAUGCACAAAGUGCUACCAAAAUUUAUUGGAGGACAGAAUAAUAAACAGAUGUUUCGGGUACAACCCUUUUUCAAUGCCCCAUGUCCCUCAACCCCAUAUGAUACUCACCCUUUAAAUACAGAAAAUAUAAUAAACACAAAAAUAAUGCUUAGAAUAAGAAAUAAAAUACAAAAGGCAUAUUGAGGAAUCAAAACAAAAUUAAGGUGAAAAACAUCAUAGUAUAACUAUAUAUUUUAAUCUGUAUAUAUACUACUAUGUUUGUUUUCACGUUAAUUUUGUUUUGGAUUCCUCCAUAUGCCUUUUUUAUUCUUAGCAUUAUUUUGUGCUUCUUAUUGCAUUAGACUUUUUUUUUUAUUUUGUUUGGGAUUUUUGCUUGCCUAUCUAUGCAUAUUUUCAUGUUAUAUUUGCUCUUAUCUCUGGUGUAUAGAUCUCGAUCACUGGCUGAUUUCCUUUACAGCCAGGAGACCUGGCUACAGCAUUUCCUGAUAUGUUUUGUUUACUGUUGCCUAGCAACAUGGCAUGCUGGGAAAUCCGGCAAGAUGGCGGCCGGACCCAGGAGGACUCCUACUCAGCACUGAUUACAGAGGGGGGUGGCUGUGGAUGUUUGUUUAUUGUAUUUUCUGUAUUUAAAGGGUGAGUGUAUCAUACGGGGUUGAGGGACAUGGUGCAUUGAAACGUCUGUUUAUUCUGUCCUCCAAUAAAUUUUGGUAGCACUUUGUGCACAUAGCAACAUUUUGCGCAGCCUCUAUUUGUUUAAGUGCUAUAUUAUUAUUAUGAUAUUUAUAUAGCGUCAUCAAAUUCCACUGUAGAGACUGACAGAAGGGUGAGGCAUUUGCUGUCUGAAAGCACUGCAUAUUUUUUUUUAUUUUGACUAAGUCACUUUCUGCAUGUAAAUGCUCAAAAUUACAAUAUUUGUAUUUUGGAAUUUAAGAGAAAUGGCAGUUUAUUGAAUAAGAUACACAUUUUCAUUUUAAUUACCUAUAAGUUGUAAAACCAGAGAAAUUGAUUUGCGGGCGGACAGGAAGAUAAGCCUUGCUGCCGCAUUCAUAGACUGCAACAGCGCAAGUUGGGAUUACGUAAGACCACUGAGAAGCGGAUUACAGUAGUCAAGGCGAGAAAGGACAGUGGAAUGGGCAGAUGCGCACAAUGUUUUUGAGAUGGAAAUGACCGGAUUUGGCGAUAGAUUGAACAUGAGGCUUGCAGGAGAGGUUGGAGUCAGAGUCUGCGUGGUGGAGCUGAUGAUAGCACCGUUGACUUGGAGGGAGACUGACACAGGAGUAACAACACUUGAGGGAGGAAAGACCAGAAUUUCAGUUUUGGUCAAGUUUAGUUUAAGGAAGUGGGCAGCCAUCCAGUUAGAAAUAGCACAGAGGCAGUCAGAGACACUAGUCAAGAGGGACGAGGAGAGAUCAGGAAAGGACAGAUAGAUUUGUGUGUCAUCUGCAUAGAAAUGAUAUUGGAAGCCAAAGGAGCUAAUGAGUUUACCAAGGGAGGCAGUAUAGAUGGAGAACAGUAAGGGACCAAGGACUGAACCUUGGGGGACACCAACAGAUAGGAGUUAGGGAGAAGCAGAGCCAGAGAAAGAAACACUGAAAGAGCACUGGGAGAGGUAGGAGGAGAUAUUGCGAAGGAAGAGAAGAAGCUGUUGAUGAUCAACAGUGUCAAAGCCGCAGACAAGUCAAGGAGAAUUAGGAUAGUAAUGACCAUGAGAUUUUGCAGCGAGUAGAUCAUUGGAUACUUUGGUCAGUGCCGUUUCCACAGAGUGCUUAGCGCGGAAACCAGACUGAAGCGGGUCUAGCAGAGAGUUGGACUCAAGGAAGUCUGUCAAGCUUGCAUACACAAUUCUUUCAAGGAUCUUGGAUUACAAAAGGCAAUAGCGAGAUAGGACGAUAGUUGGAUGGGAGUUAGGGUCAAGAUUGGGCUUCUUUAGUAUUGCGGUUACAGUUGCAUGUUUGAAGGGCGAUGGAAAUAUACCAGAGGAGAGAGAGAGAUUGAGAAUUUUAGUGAGAGGUGGAGAUAGAGAACAAGACAGAGUACGGAUGAGAUGCAAGGGAAUUGGAUCUAGGGAGCAGGUGGUGGGGUGGGAGGACUGGAGCAGAGCAGAAACCUCUUCCAAUGUAGUGGGUGCGAAUGAACAUAGAAAAGCAGAGGGAGUGAAGUUAGGGGAAGUAUUGUAAGGGGAACAAGAAAGAUGAGAGAUCUCUUCUCUCUAUAGAGUAAAUAAUAGCGAACUUAAGAAUUUCAGACAGCUUAGCAACAAGUAAGAACUCACAGGUUCCCCCUCCCCUCAACAGGCUAUAUUUGAAAACAUUACAAAAUAUAUGAAAAGAAACAAGAUAACUACAGGGGCGUGAUGUCAAAGAUAGGCAGACCAUGGUUUAGUUGUGAAAUCAGCUUGCAAUGGCCGAAUGUAGACCCACCACAGGAGGUCUGAUAACCCACUCAAGUAGUGGUGUGUGAUUGUUGUGUGGCAAUCAGGCAAGUCUGUGUGAUCAGCAGGAGGUCCCUUGGUGGUCCCAAAGCCCAGCAUGGUGUGCGAUACAUCUCCACUUCAUGUACUGCCAGCUUCACAAUGCGUCUAUCUGCUUCUACAUGUCAUUUGGGCCCCGGCGUGAUACUGACUGCUCUCCCUUUGCCCAGUGACUGUCUGCGGACUCGUAGCAGUUGUCAGGUCCUUUGCUACAGCGGGUCGUUGGUGUCUCUUCAGCCUUGCCCAAAUGACUCGAAUAGACCAUCUAAGCGGUGCACAGUAUCAUACCUCUGUAGUCAUGUGGCACCCGCCAUCUUGAGUACUUGUAUUGCAGGUAUGUUGUGCACCCUAAGAGUAACAAGGAAGCCUCCUGAAAGUAGACUGGGAUCACCCACACCGGUCCAAAGGGGGGCAAGAGGGGGGAACAAUCGGCUGCAUCUCCACUUUCCAGGGCAGUUGGAGUCAGCGAUAGGAGCAUAAUCUGCCAGGAUAGCUAUUCACAGUUUGUGUGCAGUAGCUCAUACAAUAUGCGCCUGUCCGGCAUGGAAGACCCGUGAUAAUUUUGCACUCUUAAGUUUAUUCAGAACUGUUGUGUGUGUAUAUUUAUUUAGUUUAACAUAACUUCCUAGAGAACCCAUAUUUUAUGUUUUCAAUAUUUGUUGAAAUGGUUAGGUAAUACAGAACAAUACAAAGCGGUAUAAAGGCCAGUCACUGUGUCGGUAUUGUCAACCAUGUUACAGAUAUCAUUACAUAGUAGGGUGUUUUUCGGUCAUCACCCACAAAAACACCCCUCAUAGUGUAUACAUCUGCAAUUAAUGGCCCUUUACGCCAGCCAAGGACCAUUCCACUAUAUUAACUUGAUUAGUACACUGUAAAACAACAUAGAUAUUAAAGUACGUCAAUAUAAUUAUAUCGGAAAGGGAGAGCUCAUGUGAAAUGGAAUGAGGAGGGUAGGUUAGCUAGUACAGUGACAGUUAAAGUAAAUAAAAAUAAAAAAAGGUGCUAACAAGUGUCACUAAAUUUUUAAAUGACACAAUACUGUUAAAAAAAAAAGAAAAGUGCUUCCAUACAUUAAAUAUUGUAUAAGAAUACGUUAAAAUUGCUUCUCUUCUAAUCAUGGACACAAUAACAAAUUUAGGAGUCUUCUGGAGAAAAAAAUUGGCAUAUAGUAAGGUAUAUCAACGUUCCAGAUUUCGCAUAUGUUUGACGAUAUAGUAAACACACUAUAUGUUUAAGGCCGCAAGACCCGUAUUUGUGGGAGGAGUUAGCAUUCCUAUAUAAACGCUACUCCCCCCUUCCUACCUUGCCGUACGCACGCUGUUCACCUCGUCUCCGUGACAGCCGAACUUCCGGUCCACGUUCCCCGCGUCAUCCAUUCUCCCGCUCCUCCUUUCAUGCAAACGAAACAUACGAACACGAAGGUAAUUGGCAAAUAGUCGCGUUCGGGCUAUUUGCCGUUCGACAAUUACAAAUCAUAUUGUACUUUUUUUCCCUCUUCUUGUUCACACGAACAAAGCACUCAAACUAAUUAAACAGGCGAACGCAGUUACAAUAUGUUCUGCUUUAAUCAAUAUAUAAUAUGUAUUGUGUUAGUUAUCAUAUUCUUGCUAAGUUGCCCAGAGGUUUAUUAAGAAAUUUUUUAACUGUCUGUUUGUUUAUUUAAUCAAUGCCUGCCAUACAUAUAUAAUUAUUAUUAUUGUUAUUGCCAUUUAUAUAGCGCCAACAGAUUCCGUAGCGCUUUACAAUAUUAUAUAUAUAUACAUACAAUUAGCUCUGUUGGUCAAGUAUAAGGGUCAGUAAUUCAUAUAUAUACAGCAAUGCUUUGGAUUUUUAAAAUAAUACCAUAAGCUGAAGAUUCAGUUAUGCAUACCAUGAAACCCAUUACAUUUUCUAUUUAUUCAAUGCAACUUCAUUUGAUUUGCUUCCAAGUUUCCUGCAAUUGCUUUCUUUUACAGUUAUCAAUGCUUCCCAGCUGACAGCUCUAUUGUCUAUUUCCUUCGCCUAAGUUUGUGACAUAAUGCAAUUACUAUGUUGGCUGGAGAGCAUUCCCUUUUAAAUUUGCUUAACUUCACGUCCUGUUUUUCGGUUUGUUAAAGGUGUAUCUACAAUUGGUGCAUCCCAUAUAAUACUACUCAAUGUCUGACACUGCACUGUAUAUUGAUUGUUCAAAUAUAUUAUUUUUCGUUUCAUCUUAGUGUUAUUUUGCAUAGGAACAAUACUACCCAUAUCUCCUGGCACACAAGUUCUUUUCCUCCUUUUCUGCUACCUCAAUUAGAUUUCGCAAAGGCAUUUACUACAACCCAGUCAUUACUCCCAUAGGUUUUGUGCUUUUCAGGUACUAAUCUAUCCUAAUUCACAUCUCUAUUUACUGCCUGCAAGACCACGCAUCAUUAUAGUGUUAUGGGCAAAUGCAAAUAUUACAAGUUUUAGAAUGAAAUGUUGUAUUUCUUAAACUGUGUACUUUGUCUUUAAGAGAUAUUGCAAACUGACAAGGUGUUAGAAAUGGAACAUAUUGUUUUUCAUAACUGUUUCUUUAAGCAAUAACCUCAGUGCAUAAUAUGUUUGCGCCAUUUUGUCCCAGACGAAUUACAAUAACAAUAAUGCAUAAACAAGCUUCAAGGCUAUACUACGACUCUUGCAGUACACAAUAUACUGUGGUAACCCCAAGUUAAUGGAACUUCCCCAAAUCCGGGAAUCUCCCACGACUGUACACUUACGACUUAGUAUAAACAACAGAUAACCUAUUCAGACUUUAAGAUGCCAUCUUGAACUAAGUCAGGAAAAUUUCCAUGACGUAUGCACCCUUUAGUUAUAGCCUUGUAUGUUUGCCAAAUUAAGGGAGGUCCUAAAAUGAAUAAAGUAAAUGAACUACGGUAACCCUAAAAUGGAGACACCUAAGGUAUAAAUAGGUGUACUUUUAAAUGUUAAGAAACAGAGGAGAGACUUGGAGACAGAGGCUGCUCCAUCUUAAAAUGACAGAGAGGCUGACAUGAUGACAUGUUCAGAAGGGUAUGUUAACCUAUUGCAAGCAUGUAAUUUAAUCUUAUAAAUUCUGCUAUAAUGGAUUUUAUAUUUAUAUUUUUAUAUAAUAAAUAUCCAAAAAGACACUAUUGCUUCCAAGACAAUCCUUAUUUUAUAUUGUAUUCUCAAUUAUUUAUAUAUGUUAAAUAGAGGAUCUCUUACUAACUAUAUAAAAUUAUGGCUAAGAUAUCUGUAUGGUUAGCCCUACUAAGUUCUAUGCUUUAAGACAUUAUAGUGGUAAAUAAGGGAACCACAUGCGGUUACAAUAGGGGUUCUUAACAUAUAAGGGGCUUGAUUUCUCGCCUUGCCUCGUCAGGCCACGGCUCCACACUACUACUCGUCAUGCGGUACCAACAUCUCACUAUCUCGUUAUAACCAUCCUAGACUCCCUUAACUCCUUUUAUUUCUUCACCAUUGUCAUCCAUUAAAUCCCACCACGCUUUAGCACCAUAUCCUCAAGGAUAACCUGAUAGGGGAAUAAUUACUAUCAUUAGUCUCUUCAGCACACUCAGGACCUAUGAUUAUAAUUCUAUAGGCAAUAUCACGAAAUGCACUAAAUAGAUUACCUACUAUCGUCUACUAGUACAACCGACUGUGUUACCCUUCUACAUGUCAGCAUAAUCUAAUACUGUUUAGGGUUGUCUUUUCCUUUUUUAAACUGCACCUUGAUUUCCGGUCCAAAACAGCAUUCUAUCACCAGUCAAUUACUGGCUUGUUUUGUCUACAGGUUUCAAUCAGGUACAAAUACUUUUUGUUCAUUUACUGCCUCACCAAGGCCACAAAUUUACACGUUGGGGUAUUGUGGUACGGGGGCUUGAUUUCCUGCCUUGCCUCGACAGGCCACGGCUCUACUCGAUAACUUGCUAUACGUUUACUCAAACUCGCUAUCUAUGGACAGUCGUCCUGUUUCAUACAAGCCUCACUCUUAACACCCUCCUCUCCCCCAUGAUACUAUCAUUCUUUUCUUGGCAUGCCUUCCUGAAAAUAUUUAUAGAUGCUAUCCUGAGUUUCUUCAGUACCCUCAGGGUCUAUGGUUACUAUGCUAAUAUCCACAUCUCCAACAACUACACUGGGUUGCUCAUACUUUUCUCUCUCUUCUAUCCCACGUCCACAUUUCCUCCUCUUCUUCUUAUCUCUUUUUUUUUUUACCUCCCUGUAAUAUGAACCUCACGGUUCCUAUCAACCUCGACUCGGUUUGCUGAAUACGUUACGUUCCACCCUCAUCAAGCCCCCAUCUAGGGUUAGAGAACUGGCUGUUUAGGGUUAGGUUGCUGGCCUUAGUUGUACUACGGAUCUGGUCCCACAAGGCCAACUCCCCAAUAUCGGGUUCAUAGCUAGGGCCUCACCUGACAUGGCCACAGGUAUUUGGAUCUUUACUGUCAUAGAGGCCGCCACCACGCUAGUGGCACGAGCCCCACGCCCAAAUCAUAGGUAGAGCCUCUCACCAGCCGCUUGGCAACUAGCAGGGCCUCACCUGUCACGGGGUAGAGAGCUUUUCGCUUCGGCACUAGUUAGCCAGCCAGUUCUACGCUUAUUAAACUGUUUUGUUAUUAAUCAAUUCUUUGUUGUUGUGAUGUUUGUUUUUUUUAGCACAUCCCAAGAAGGUAAUAUGGGAGACGAACCAUUCCUCCCUUGUAUGACUACUGAACCGAACCCGGAGGAUUCUGUAUUGGGGAUCGGAUCACAAGGAGAAAUUUCUGCCAUAAUAGGAAGUCUAAACACCAUUCUGGCCAAUCUUCAGUCAUUCAACAAUAGACUCUCCGUCUUAGAGAACACCAGCCCGGCUCAUAUAGGCCCUUCACACACGCUCAUUCCCUCCACCUCACAGAGUUGCCCCCCCGCAUCACCUUUCACACCCCCUCACGGUCUGGGUAUUCACCCGCUUAUUUGCAAUGAUUUUAACCUGGGCAUAUGUAAGUCUGCCAACUGUGGGUUACUUCACAUAUGUGCUAUAUAUGCCUCGGGACUCAUGUCAAGACCAUCUGCCCAUACAUGUUGUAUCGAAGAUCAUGAGAUUUUUAACUUAACCUUGUCAGGAGUCACGUCCUUCCAGCACUUGAUGGUAUAUUCAUUACACGGGUUCUAUACCAGGUGGGGGUCACUCACACUGUGCAACCUAAAUGUCCUCAGCUAAUCACGUAUUAUUUAAUGUGCGCCACCGGAUAUACUAAUAAACAUCGCCUCAGCAUUAUUCUGUCUGCUCCGCUUUCAGUCGCAUCCUCUGCCUUAAAUAUAAUCACCCAAUUCUCUCGAUACUAUAUCACUAGGGAUUGUAGCAAUUAUGGGCAGGCGUAACUACUUGGCCUAGCAGCUAGCAGGACGGAAAUCUCCAACUCCUCCACGUGACCAUUCAUCCCUACAAACUAUUGGUUGGGGACUGCAGGUUAUGUGGCACUCAGUCUAUGGCAAUACCAGCCUUAGUCAAGCUUACCAAUAGCGGUAGCCGCAUUUACAUACAGAGCCCUAGUCAAGCAGGCUAGUUGAAGGUUAGGCCGACUGCAUGGCGGUCUGCAACAUAUUCAGUAUAAUCAUUCACCUUCUUAACCAUUGGGUAGAUGGUUCACAUACUGACGGAAACAGGGUUAGAAGGUCCUUCGGCAUGGCAGUCCGGGUCAGGUAGAGGGAGUCAAUAGAGCUCGGAAUUGGGUUUGUGAGUUCAUCCGCCUGAUUCCGACCAACUCCCAAUUUGUACAGUUAAACCACUAUCCUGGGUGGAAGCAUCCACAUAACUAUUAGGGAUUCCUGGUCAAGAGUCAAUUGGCCUAGUACCUCACCCAACUUACAACACCCGAUUCCUUGUCAUCACGGUUACUUUCCGCAUUUCAUAAUCUGCAUUUUAACGUCCUCAUUCGGUCACCCGGCUAUUGGGACUCGACAACAAGUGGUCACCUAUAGCGUUUUCAAUUGCACUAAGAAUACGUACAACAGAACGUGACAUUCUAACAAGACUCAGUGGAACACAACAUUCACAGGCACACCGUACAAUUGUAGUCUAUUCUGCUUUUUGCCACCUUUUAUUCAAACCUUCAUACAACACGGUCGCACUAUACCGAACUGACAUACAAUAACACAUUCUGACAAGCCUUUCAAACCAUACCCCGUCUUAUCAUAAGAUAUCAAAAGAUAAAUAAUUGGAUUAUCACUCUACAAUAACGUACAUCUACAGAUGGGAAUUCCGGGCAGUAUCAGACUCCGUAAACAGCAUUCGCACCACACAACCAGGUUUUAAAUCUAUGUGCCUGCAACCGUACAAGGGUUCGGGAACCCUACAAAUCCACGAUCACAACUAAUCAGACUGGAAAAUCAUGUCUCCUCAAGGAAGAUUUAAGAAGGUACAGACACUACCUCAUGUCACGCCAACAUUCAAACCAGACAAUCAAGACAUUUGACCUACUAAUCAUUCCCUAACUACUUCUAAAUACGGUUCUACAUUCAUACUACUGGCAUUAGAGUAAGUUGGGACCACUAGCUCCUAUUUAGCACAUCCUUUCAAUAAGCACGGCAUCCAGUAGCAGUACGCCGGUACACAUAAUUUUGCCCUCUUUUACAGGCCUACCCCCUACGUCGGUUCCGGCACACCACGCCAACUUAAUUCCAAUAACAAGGUAUUUCACAAUACGAUAUUAACCGACCACAAGUUUAAGGCCGUAAGGCCUGUAUUUGUGGGAGGAGUUAGCGUUCCUAUAUAAACGCUACUCCCCCCUUCCUACCUUGCCGUACGCACGCUGUUCACCCCACCCACCUCUCUUAUACAAUUCAUUCGGGGAGGCCCUCUUUUACAGGCCUAUCCCCUACAUCGGUUACGGCACACCACGCCGACUUAAUUCCAAUCACAAGGUAUUUCACAUUACGAUAUUAACCGACCACAAAUAUAUAUAUAUAUGGAACCAGUUGUAGCCUAAAAUAAAAUAGAGCUUAAUAUAGAGUAAUAUAAUCAAUUCAAUCAUACAGAACCAGAUAUAGUUGCACUCAGAAGAUUUUAGAUUUUUCAGCACAUAAAGGGUGCCUCUCCCUAAAUCUGGGGGACCAAUAUCCCUUCCGAAUACACCUUUCCACUUCCUGCUAUAUGGUGUAGUAAGAACCAGGAACUCCAGCAGGGUGAAUGUAGAAAAAAAUUAGUUUUUUUUAAAUAUUAAAAACAAAUUGAAGUCUAUUUGUUUUGUCCCAUUUGGGACUUCUUCAGGGAACAAUCUUAAAAAGUAUAUGCAAUACAAAUGGUUAUAUCCCACCCCACCGAGUCACACUCUAAAAUUGAUGCCUCUCUGACCCCAUUGGUCCUCCUGGGUGUGGGUGCUGCUCCUCCCACUUCAUCCUGAAUGGAUGAACUCCUUCACAGCUGAAUCCAACCAAAGGAGUUCCUUUGGAACAUGCACGCCAACUCCCACAUGAUUCAGAGUCUUCCGCACUUCUGGCAUUAUGUUUGUGGUACUCUACAGAAAUGUUCCAAACUGUGAAAUCUGAUGACUUGAGGGUACUAUUUUUUUCCGUCUAUUUCUUCAAAUUUUUAGUUCCGGAACAUUUCUAUAAUGGAACACCAGAACAUGGAAUGCUCCUAUACCAAAAGUCCUAUACCAAAAGUGCGGUAGACUCAGUCAUAUAGGAGUCAGCUCCUAUAUAGACUCAUACUCUAGAAGAACUCCUUUGAUCUGAUACCGCUGUAAGGGUAUCUAUCCAUUCAGGAUGAAGUGGGAGGACCCAUGGGACUCUGCAGGGCGGGAUAUGGCUAUUUGUAUUGUGUAUAUACUUUUUAUUAUUGGUUCUUGAAGAAUGGGAGAAAACGCGUAGGACCUCAAUUUGUUUUUAAAGGAACACUAUAGGGUGCCAUGUUCACUGUUUAGUAAGAUUUAGGUGAUAUUUGCAGUUGUGUCUAUCUCACUAAAAGUCACUAUAGUUUAUUUUUUGCUCUGUUAUAUUUCUUUAGUAAUUUGUAGGUACGCCUCUUCUUGGUCUCUCAGCUCAGCCGGUGACCUUCUCCUGUCCACUGCUCAUAUACUUACUGCUAACUUACGCCUGUCUACCCUCUUCAGACUCUCCUCUGGUUUUCAAUCAUUUAAGAAGUCCCUCAAAACUCAUCUCAGGACAUCUUCAGAACAGCUUAUGGCCUCUCAGCAUAACUUUUAUUUCACAAACCUGUCUAUUGCUCUGUCUUAGAGCCGCAUUCCAGUCCUACAUUUCAACCAUGUCACUUGAUUGCUAUCCCCCAUGUUCCCUUCCCAUUGUGUUCCUAUAUCUCCAUCUUCUCUAGAUUGUGAGCAGUGUCCUCAUCAACCUGUUAAUCAGGGGUCAAGUCCUGGGGAACAAAGUGAGGGAACUCACCCAAGAUUCCCGCUCCCCAACCCCUCCCCUAAAAAAAAUUACACUCCUAUGCAUAUAGUGCAGUGCAUGGUGUGUAUAAUAAAUGUAGUGUGUUUGUAGUGAGUGCACAGUGUGUAUAAUGAAUGUAGUGUGUUUGUAGUGGGUGCAGAGUGUGUAUAAUGAAUGUAGUGUGUUUGUAGUGAGUUCAGUGUGUUUGUAGUAAAUGCAGAGUGUGUAUAAUGAAUGUAGUGUGUUUGUAGUGGGUGCAGAGUGUGUAUAAUGAAUGUAGUGUGUUUGUAGUAAGUGCACAGUGUGUAUAAUGAAUGUAGUGUGUUUGUAGUGGGUGCAGAGUGUGUAUAAUGAAUGUAGUGUGUUUGUAGUGAGUGCAGUGUGUAUAACGAAUGUAGUGUGUUUGUAGUGAGUGCAGAGUGUGUAUAAUGAAUGCAGUGUGUUUGUAGUGAGUGCAGAGUGUGUAUAAUGAAUGCAGUGUGUGUAGUGAGUGCAGUGUGUAUAAUGAAUGUAGUGUGUUUGUAGUGAGUGCACAGUGUGUAUAGUGAAUGUAGUGUUUGUAGUGAGUGCAGAGUGUGUAUAAUGAAUGUAGUGUGUUUGUAGUGAGUGCAGAGUGUGUAUAAUGAAUGUAGUGAGUGCAGUGUGUGUAGCGAGUGCAGUGUGUAUAAUGAAUGUAGUGAGUGCACAGUGUGUAUAAUGAAUGUAGUGUGUUUGUAGUGAGUGCACAGUGUGUAUAGUGAAUGUAGUGUUUGUAGUGAGUGCAGAGUGUGUAUAGUGAAUGUAGUAUGUUUGUAGUAAGUGCAGAGUGUGUAUAGUGAAUGUAGUGUGAUUGUAGUGAGUGCAGAGUGUGUAUAGUGAAUGUAGUGUGUAGUGAGUGCAGUGUGUAUAAUGAAUGCAGAGUAUUUGUAGUGAGUGCAGAGUGUGUAUAAUGAAUGCAGUGUAUGUAGUGUGUUUGUAGUGAAUGCAGAGUGUGUAUAGUGAAUGUAGUGUAUAGUGGAUGUAGUGUGUAGUGAGUGCAGAGUGUGUAUAUUGAAUGCAGAGUGUGUAUAGUAAAUGUAGUGUGUUUGUGGUGAGUGCAGAGAGUGUAUAAUGAAUGCAGUGUGUGUGUAGUGACUGCAGAGUGUGUAUAGUGAAUGUAGUGUGUUUGUAGUGAGUGCACAGUGUGUAUAAUGAAUGUAGUGUGUUUGUAGUGAGUGCAGAGUGUGUAUAAUGAAUGUAGUUUGUAGUGAGUGCAGUGUGUAUAAUGAAUGCAGAGUAUUUGUAGUGAGUGCAGAGUGUGUAUAAUGAAUGCAGUGUAUGUAGUGUGUUUGUAGUGAAUGCAGAGUGUGUAUAGUGAAUGUAGUGUAUAGUGGAUGUAGUGUGUAGUGAGUGCAGAGUGUGUAUAUUGAAUGCAGAGUGUGUAUAUUGAAUGCAGAGUGUGUAUAGUGAGUGUGUUUGUAGUGAGUGCAGAUUGUGUAUAAUAAAUGUAGUGUGUGUGCUGGAUGAAGUGUGUGUGUGUGUGUGUGUGCUGGAUGAUGUGUGUGUGUGUGUGUGCGCUGGUGAUGUGUGUGUGUGUGUGUGCUGGAUGAUGUGUAUGUGUGUGUGCUGGAUGAUGUGUGUGUGUGUUGGAUAAUAUCUGUGAGUGCGCUGGAUGACGUGUGUGUGUGUGCGCAGUGGAUGAUGUGUGUGUGUGUGUGUACACUGGAUGGUGUGUGUGCGCACUGGAUGAUGUGUGUGUGUGUGUGUGUGUGUGUGUGUUACUGGAUGGAUGCAGUGUGUGUGUGUAACACUGGAUGUGUGUGUGUGUGCACUGGAUGAUGUGUGGUGUGUGUAAAGACUGGAUGGUGUAAAGGCUGGAUUGUGUGUGUGUGUGUGUGUGUGUUGGAUGUGUGUGUGCACUGGAUGAUAUGUGUGUGGUGUGUGUGUGUGCGCGACUGGAUGAUGUGUGUGUGUGUGUGUGUGUGUGCAACUGGAUGAUGUGUGUGUGUGUGUGUGUGUGCACUGGAUGAUAUGUGUGUGCUGGAUGAUGGGUGUGUGAGUGCUGGAUGAUGGGUGUGUGAGUGCUGGAUGAUGGGUGUGUGUGUGCUGGAUGAUGGGUGUGUGUGUGCUGGAUGAUGGGUGUGUGUGUGAGUGCUGGAUGAUGUGUGUGUGAGUGUUGGAUGAUGGGUGUGUGUGAGUGCUGGAUGAUGGGUGUGUGUGUGCUGGAUGAUGGGGGGGUGAAGCAUUUUUUUACUUUAUGUAUAUAUAUUUUUUUUUUAUUCCCCCCUCCCUGCUUCUUACCUUGUCAGGGAGGGGGAGAUCGCCUGGUGGUCCGGUGGAGGGAACCAGCCGCUGCACAGAGGGGCCAUCACACGCUGUGUUCCCUCUCCAGCUCUAACUCUCGCGAGACUCGCCUGUGCGGAGCGUUGCCAUGGUAACAGCCGCGGGUCUCGCGAGAGGUAUAGCUGGAGAGGGAACACAGCGUGUGCUGGCCCCUCUGUGCAGGUAGCAGGGCCGGUCCUGCAGGACAGGUAACGGGAACGGCGCCUCGUUUUGAAAAAAGUGCAGGAACGCCGUUCCCAUGCGUUCCUGCAGGACUCGAGCCCUGCUGUUAAUAGCAUUUUGUAAUCGUCUCAUUUAUUGUUACAUUUCCCCCUUUAUAAUAUUGUAAAGUGCUGCAAAAUAAGUUGGCGCUAUAUAAAUGACAUAUAUAUAUAUAUAUACACACACAUACAUACAUACAUACAUACAUACAUACAUACACACUCUCUCUCUUUCUCUCCCUCUUUAAAAGUCACUCAGAUCUUUCAAGAACUGACUGUUUAUUUGCUGCAUAAUAUAUCGCACCCCUUGAUAGGUGUCAUUUUUAACGAUAUAAUUAAUAUUAUUCACUUCACCUGUGGUGGUUUUAAUGCUUUGCUGAUUUGUGUAUAUAUGUAUAUGUAUGUAUGUAUAUAUAUAUAUAUAUAUAUAUAUAUAUAUAUAUUAUUAAGGAAGUGGGCGCUCAGAGAACUUCUUUAGCUUAUGUCCUUCCCCGUGACACCCCACCUCUGAGGGGCCCUAAAUACCAAUUAGGGGGGGACCUAAUGUCCUCCCCCUGGUCCCCACCCCUGAGCGGUGGGUGGGGGCCCUAAAUACCAAUAUGAGGGACCUAUUGUCCUCCCCCUGGCCCCCACCCCUGAGCGGCGGGUGAGGGCCCUAAAUAAAAAUAUAACCCCCCCCACCCAGGUGACUAGGGGUCCCCAAACCCCUAGUCACCUCCCCCCCAAAAAAAUUAACCCCUACCUACCCCCUCACCCUAAAAAUAAUGAGGGGGUGACCUUUAACUAAGUACCUGUAAAAAUAAAAUAGCACUUACCAUUUGAUGUUUUCUUGAUCUUCUUUUUUCAGCCCCCAAAAAAGGCGAAAUAAAAAUCCAUAAUAACCGACGCACUUAAAAAAAAAAUGAAAAAAAAGAACCAGAGUGCAAAAAAAAUAAUCCAUCUUCACCCAUGGAGGGCUCCACGCAGACUGAGCUCUGCAGGGCGGGGGAAGGCUUAUAAAGCCUUCCCCCGCCCUGCAAUUAGGCUCAGAGCACUCUGAUUGGUGGGUUUAAGCCAUCCAAUCAGAGUGCUCUGACAGGUAAAUGAAGAGACUGACAGACUGAAAUCCACCAAUCAGAGUGCUCUGUGUCAUUUUACACAGCGUGUGAAAGUUCUUUGGAAUUUUAAGUAACCAAUCAGAGUGUUAUGAGUCAAAUUACACAGCGUGGGAAAAUUCCAAAGAAGAAUGGUGGAUUUCGAGGCAACCAAUCAGAGUGCUGUGACAGGUAAAUGUAGAGACUUACCUGUCAGUCUCUUCAUUUACCAGUCAGAGAACUCUGAUUGGAUGAUUUAAACCCACCAAUCAGAGUGCUCUGAGCCUAAUUGCAGCUGAAAAAGGAAGAUUUUAGAAGAAAGAAAACAUCAAAUGGUAAGUUUAUUUUUAGUUUUACAGGUACUUAGUUUAAGGUCCCCCCUCCUUUUUUUUUUAGGUGAGGGGGGUAGGUAGGGGUUCAUUUUUGGGGGGAGGGGGUGACUAAGGAAUUGGGGACCCCUAGUCACCUGGGGGGGGUAAAUCUUUAUUUAGGGCGUGGGGGCCAGGGGGAGGACAAUAGGUUCCCCCUAAUUGGUAUUUAGGGCCCCCACACACCGCUCAGGGGGAGGACAUUAGGUCCCUCCCAAUUGGUAUUUAGGGCCCCCACCCACCACUCAGGGGUGGGGACCAGGGGGAGGACAAUAGGUCCCCCCUAAUUGGUAUUUUGGGCCUCCACACACCGCUCAGGGGGAGGACAUUAGGUCCCUCCCAAUUGGUAUUUAGGGCCCCCACCCACCACUCAGGGGUGGGGACCAGGGGGAGGACAUUAGGUUCCCCCCCCCCCUAAUUUUUAUUUAGGGCCCCCACCUGCCGCUCACCCUUAUUCUAAUUUAGGGCCCCUACCGCCGCUCAUGGGUGGGGGCCAGGGUGGGAAGACAAUAGGUCCCCCCCUUAUUGGUAUUUAGGGCCCCCACCCACCGCUAUGGGGUGGGGGAGGGGGGAGGACAAUAGGUCCCCCCCCAUUAUUUUACUUUAGGGCCCAGAUCCACCGCUCCGGGGGGGAGGACAAUAGGCCCCCCCCCCUUAUUCAAAUUUAGGGCCCCCACCCACCACUCAUGGGGAGGUCCCCUCCUUUAUUUUACUUUAUGGCCCCCACCUGCCGCUCAGGACUGUUUACUAGACAUGAAUUUACUAAUACUAAGUGAUCUUUACUUUGUAUUAGUAAAUUUGGCUGAAAUACCAAUUCAGGGCUUUCAGCCUUUUAGUAGAUAGCUCCCUAAUACCGUGGGAAUUAGGGAGUUAUCUACUUAUUCAUUCCUGUCAUUACAUUGACUGGCCAAGUAACUUACAUUUUAUAUGAAUGUAUGUUACUUGAUUGCUGUAAGUGUUGCAAAUGCUUACAGCUGAAUCCUGGCUAUGUUUGUAUACUUUUUAUUUAAAAUUGUAUACAGUGUAACAUUCUUCUUCUUCCACUGGGUAAGUAUAUUAGUACUUAGGCAAUACUGUACCCGAAUGUCCGAAUUGCCCAAAAUUAGUUCGCAUUCAGACCGAAACGAAUUGCAGAUGUCUAGUAACAGUGCCAAUUUUGUUGUAGCCAGCAUUUUAACGUUUCGUGAAUACUGUUGUGUCGGGACCCAGAGUAGGUCUGUUAUUGAAUGUGGUGCGCUUAUUGCUUGUUCUAAUACAUACCACUUGGGAAGGGGGGAGAUGUAGUGCAUACCCUGGCAAUCUGUGCCAGGAUAGAGGCCACAUAGUACUUUGCAACAUUUGGAACACUCAAGCGUCCCUCCUUCAUUGCAAUGCAGGUACUUGUCAGGAGACCCUUGGAGGUUUGCGUUUCCAUAUAUGUGUGUUUAGCGUCUGAAAUUUCAUUAGGACCACUUUAGGGAUCUCAAUCGGUAGGGUUUGAAAUAAAAACAACAUUUGUGGCAAAAAAAGCAUAUUCAGUGCAUUAAUACAUCAUAGCCACAAGGUCCUGGACCCACUCCAACCAGUGGAGUGGAUCCGCAACGGACACCAAGCCACCCUCCCCCCAGAGAAUACCGACGGUCUCCCUCUCCCUCCCCUGCACAUGCACAUGCAGGCACCAGCGGACCUAGCUGAUGGCACGGAAUAUAAAGACAAUAAUCCAUGCAGGAAGUUGCAUGGAAAGCAGUAUUUUUGUAGGAUCUCAAUCAUAUACCCCCAAUGGAGAUGGUCACAGGCCUUCUCUGCGUCUAACGCAAGAGCAAGGCCAGGCAUAUUAUUAAUCAUCAUUAAUUCAAAAAGAUUCAAUGCUCGAUGGGUGUUAUCCUCGACCUGUCGCCCUGUGACAAACCCUGCCUGUUCAGGAGAUGCAAGAGUAGAUGGAAGGGGUCUUAUUCUAUUGGCCAUAGCUUUGGCAAAUAGUUUUAUGUCAGCAUUUCAUAAUUAUAUCGGUCAAUAAUUUGCACAUAUUGUAGGUUUUUUUUCCGGUUUGGAAAGUGUGAUAAAGGUUGCCUGCAACAUUUCUAGAGGUAGAUAACCUGACUCCACAGUGUGGUUAAAAAGUGCGGUCAAGUGAGGUAUUAAAAGAUCAGAAAAUUUGGUGUAAUAGUAGGUGGGAAAACCGUCUCGUCCUGGCGUUUUAUGUUUCUGAGUAUUCUUCAAUAUCUGAGAAAUCUCAUCAGUCAUAAAGGACCUAUCUAGGCCUUCUCCUUGCUCACAAAACAGUGGAUGUAAUGCUACCCCAUCAAGGAAGUCAGAAGGAGAUGGGUUAGGAGCAGAUUAAAAGGAAUUAUUCAUCAUUAUACUUAUAUUCCACUCUCUAUCAUCCCAAAUUGGCUUUUUUUUCUUACAGGAUGAGGUAGACCAUCGUUUCCCAAUUGGUGUUUGGCGGAACCCUGGGGUUCCGCAGAACACCAAUUCAGGUUCCGCCAAAAGUUUCAAAAAUAAAAUGGCCGCGAGGGAGCAGCGAUCUCCCUCACGCGCACAGUAGUGCUGGAGACGGAAUAUGAUGUCACUCCGGCUCCGGCAUCACUAAGAGACACGCAAGGGAGCUGAGCAGGGAGAUCACUGCUCCCUCGCCGCUCAGCAGCCCCACUGGACCCCAGGAACUCCAUGCCAGCACUCCACUCCUAAAGGUAGGGGGGCUGGGUGGAGUAAAAUGUAAAAAAAAAAUUGUAUGUGUGUCUGUUAGGGAGUUUGUGUGUCUGUCAAAGAGUAUACGUGUGUUUGUCAGUGAGAGUGAAUGUGUGCUUGUCAGUGAGUGUGUGAGAGUGUAACCGCAGGUGGUUCCCUUAUUUACCACUAUAAUGUCUUAAAGCAUAGAACUUAGUAGGGCUAACCAUACAGAUAUCUUAGCCAUAAUUUUAUAUAGUUAGUAAGAGAUCCUCUAUUUAACAUAUAUAAAUAAUUGAGAAUACAAUAUAAAAUAAGGAUUGUCUUGGAAGCAAUAGUGUCUUUUUGGAUAUUAAUUAUAUAAAAAUAUAAAUAUAAAAUCCAUUAUAUCAGAAUUUAUAAGAUUAAAUUACAUGCUUGCAAUAGGUUAACAUACCCUUCUGAACAUGCCAUCAUGUCAGCCUCUCUGUCAUUUUAAGAUGGAGCAGCGUCUGUCUCCAAGUCUCUCCUCUGUUUCUUAACAUUUAAAAGUACACCUAUUUAUACCUUAGGUGUCUCCAUUUUAGGGUUACCGUAGUUCAUUUACUUUAUUCAUUUUAGGACCUCCCUUAAUUUGGCAAACAUACAAGGCCAUAACUAAAGGGUGCAUUCGUCAUGGAAAUUUUCCUGACUUAGUUCAAGAUGGCAUCUUAAAGUCUGAAUAGGUUAUCUGUUGUUUAUACUAAGUCAUAAGUGUACAGUCGUGGGAGAUUCCAGGAUUUGGGGAAGUUCCAUUAACUUGGGGUUACCACAGUAUAUUGUGUACUGCAAGUGUCAUAGUAUAGCCUUGAAGCUUGUUUAUGCAUUAUUGUUAUUGUAAUUCGUCUGGGACAAAAUGGCACAAACAUAUUAUGCACUGAGGUUAUUGCUUAAAGAAACAUCUAUGAAAAACAAUAUGUUCCAUUUCUAACACCUUGUCAAUUUGCAAUAUCUCUUAAAGACAAAGUACACAGUUUAAGAAAUACAACAUUUCAUUCUAAAACUUGUAAUAUUUGCAUUUGCCCAUAACAAGAGUAUAUGUGUUUGUCAGUGAGAGUGUAUAUGUGUUUGUAUGUGUGUCUGUCAAAGAGUAGGUGUGUUUGUCAGUGAGAGUGUAUGUGUGUCUGUCUGUCAAAGAGUAUGUGUGUCUGAGUGUGUCAGUGUGUGUGUGUGUAUCUGUGUGUCAAGGUUUGUGUGUGUCACUGUGUGUAUCUAAGUGGGUGUGUAUGUGCCAGUGUGUAUGUGCCAGUGUGUAUCUGUGGGUGUAUAUGUCACUAAGUGUGUGUAUUUUUGAGUCAAGAUGUGUAUGUAUCUGUGUCAAGGUGUUUCUCAGUGUGUAUCUGUGUGCCAGUGUGUCAGAUACAGAUACACACACUGGCGCAUACAAACACAGAUACACACACCGGCACAUACAAACAGAUACACACACACUAUGUCUGUGUGUAUUUGUGUGGCACUGCCAGUGUGUGUGUCAGAUUAAUGCACACUGGCACAUAUAAACACAGAUACACAGACACAUACAAACACAGAUACACACACGUUGACACACAGAUACAUACAUACACACACACACACACACAGAUACACACUAUGUGUCAAGGUGUGUGUAUCUGUGUGCCACUAUGUGCCAGUGUGUGUGUGUGUGUAUCUGUGUGUCAGAUAUACACACACUGGCACAUAAAAGCACAGAUAAACACGCCUUGACACACACAUGCACAUACAAAAAGACAGCGCAGCUUUAGGGGUGGGGGUCUGAAAGUUGGGUGCCCGGUGCUAGGCGGACAAGCUAAUUGCGUGUGAAGAGAGAGCGAGAGUAAAAAGUCAUGUGAAAGUCCUGCAAAAGACCUGCAUACCACGGGAGAGAGGAGAGGAGAAAAGGCGAGAGAUCUAUGUGCCCUGUGUGCCCCAGGAAGGUGUCGUUUAAAAAAAAACGUCAAAAGGCAUUCUGCCUGUUAAAUUUAUUUAUUUUUUUAAAAUCGAGGAGCCAGCAGUAAGUAUGAGUAGACGUGAGCAAAUAGUGGUGUACCCUGGAUAAUGAGACUGUGUGCAGUGAGGCAAGUGACCGUGCGUAGGGCGCUGUGUGAGGUGCAUCAAAUAAAGUGAGGCUGUUGAAAAGCCGGGCAAUACAUAAAGUACACAAAGUAAAAAAAAAAAGUCUCCAAGCCAACUCUUUUUUUCAGGCAGAAUAUAGCUAUAGAGAAGUAGCUCUGUGUCUAUUUCUGUUCCUGCUUCUCAGUUUGAGCUGGAAUUAAAAAAAAAAAAAAAUGGUUAAAAAAGCAUGAAAAGUUGCAAGAAAAAGUAUGUGCACCCUUUGGAAUGAUAUGGAUUUCUGAACAAAUUGGUCAUAAAAUGUGAUCUGAUCAUCAUCUAAGUCACAACAAUAGACAAUCACAGUCUGCUUAAACUAAUAACACACAAAGAAUGAAAUGUUGCCAUGUUUUUAUUGAACACACCAUGUAAACAUUCACAGUGCAGGUGGAAAAAGUAUGUGAACCCCUAGACUAAUGACAUCUCCAAGAGCUAAUUGGAGUGAGAUGUCAGCCAACUGGAGUCCAAUCAAUGAGAUGACAUUGGAGGUGUUGGUUACUGCUGCCCUGCCCUAUAAAAAACACACACCAGUUCUGGGUUUGCUUUUCACAAGAAGCAUUGCCUGAUGUGAAUGAUGCCUCACACAAAAGAGCUCUCAGAAGACCUACGAUAAAAAAUUGUUAACAUGCAUAAAGCUGGAAAGGGUUAUAAAAGUAUCUCCAAAAGCCUUGCUGAUCAUCAGUCCAUGGUAAGACAAAUUGUCUAUAAAUGGAUAAAGUGCAGCACUGCUACUACUCUCCCUAGGAGUGGCCGUCCUUUAAAGAUGACUACAAGAGCACAGCGCAGACUGCUCAAUGAGGUGAAGAAGAAUCCUAGAGUGUCAGCUAAAGACUUACAAAAGUCACUGGCAAAUGCUAACAUCCUUGUUAGCGAAUCUACAAUACGUAAAACACUAAACAAGAAUGGAUUUCAUGGGAGGAUAUCACAGAGGAAGCCACUGCUGUCCAAACAAAACAUUGCUGCACGUUUACAGUUUGCACAAGAGCACCCGGAUGUUCCACAGCAGUACUGGCAAAAUAUUCAGUGGACAGAUGAAACCAAAGUUAAGUUGUUUGGAAGAAACACACAACACUAUAUGUGGUGAAAAAAAGGAACAGCACACCAACAUCAAAACCUCAUCCCAACUGUGAUGUAUGGUGGUGGGGGCAUCAUGGUUUGGGGCUGCUUUGCUGCAUCAGGGCCUGGACGGAUUGCUAACAUCAAAGGAAAAAUGAAUUCCCAAGUUUAUCAAGACAUUUUGCAGGAGAACUUAAGGCCAUCUGUCUACCAGCUGAAGCUCAACAGAAGAUGGGUGUUGCAACAGGACAAUGAUCCAAAGCAUAGAAGUAAAUCAACAACAGAAUGGCUUAAACAGAAGAAAAUACGCCUUCUGAAGUGGCCCAGUCAGAGUCCUGACCUCAACCCGAUUGAGAUGCUGUGGCAUGACCUCAAGAAAGCGAUUCACACCAGACAUCCCAAGAAUAUUGCUGAACUGAAACAGUUCUGUAAAGAGGAAUGGUCAAGAAUUACUCCUGACCGUUGUGCACGUCUGAUCUGCAACUACAGGAAACGUUUGGUUGAAGUUAUUGCUGCCAAAGGAGGUUCAACCAGCUAUUAAAUCCAAGGGUUCACAUACUUUUUCCACCUGCACUGUGAAUGUUUACAUGGUGUGUUCAAUAAAAACAUGGCAACAUUUCAUUCUUUGUGUGUUAUUAGUUUAAGCAGACUGUGAUUGUCUAUUGUUGUGACUUAGAUGAUGAUCAGAUCACAUUUUAUGACCAAUUUGUGCAGAAAUCCAUAUCAUUCCAAAGAGUUCACAUACUUUUUCUUGCAACUGUAUUUACGUUAUUUAUUCCAUGUGCCACCGCUUGUCUGAUCUGUUUCAUGAGAGAUGUUGAGGGAGCCAGCCCCUUAUACUUCAUAAGCCAUAUGCACAGCCUAGUAGACUCACUAUUAAUGUAACUGCUGCUUAAUUGACAGAAUCGACCAAACCUGAUUACACUGUGAUCUUACUAUGAAUGUCAUUGAAGUCCUACUGACAUAACUGACUAAGCAUAUUUACUCUGUGACUCUACUAUUUCUGGUGACGCACUACUGACUUAACAAAAGUGAUGCAUGCAUACAGGUAUGGAGGCUUAACUGGUUGUCAAUAGACUAGAUUAUACACUGCUUAAGCUUAUUCAAAGUAUAAAUUUGCUUUAACAUAGUUAGUAUCAUCCUGGUGACACCAAUGGGUGCUGUGCCUUUAAUCUAAACACCUAAACAUUUCCAGUGCAUUAGAGCAUCCAGCUAACCUAACUACAGCUACCACUAGCACUGUGUUGCAGACUGAUAUGUCUAAUUACGUUACUCCUGCUAUAAUUUAAAAUAUGUGCAAUGUUUCUGAUGCCACUCUAUUGAUACCACAUGUUUUCUUUAUGUUUGCACCAGCUGUCGUGGCAGUGCAAAACUGUUGUUAACUCGAUGCACAAAAAAAAAAAAAAAAAGAUAUGAAACAGAGACAGAAAAAAAGCAGAAACGGGCAACUAUGUGGUAGCACUUCCCAUGUAUGAAUCAAAUAAUAUAAUUAGAGAAAAUUGCAGUAGAGAAGUUAUGAAAAUAAUUAGUCUCAUCUUUAAUAGGAUAGAAUAUAUAGAUAUUAAAGAGAAUCCAAAGAUAUUUUACUUAUAUGAUGUAUUUUCAUAUAUUUUUGUUGUAAUAUUUUAUAAUACUGAGGAGUAUCACCACAUAAUUGUCUAAAUAGAUGUAAAACAUGUAAACACAUAACAAACAUAAGUGAGAAUAAAAGGAAUGGUGAGAGCACUCAAAUAAGAUUACAAUAAAAUUUUACCCAUUGGUUAAUACAUUUCAGAAAAAGAAACAGAAAAAUACAACAUAGGGUAAUAACGUCAAAUAAAUUAAAGUGACGUAGUGGAUAAAUUGCACUCACAUACGAAGAGCCAAUUAGGAGCUGGCUCAAGCUGAUCGCCUUGAACAGAAAUCUUCCUAAGGACUGGAACACAAAUUGUAGUGGGUAUCUUCCCAAAGUUGCACAAACCAGGAAAACAAAUAAAAAAUUGUACAUAAACUGUAGUAAACACUAUGCAACUACAAAAAUAAUAAAAAAUGAGGAAAGUCCCAUAUAAAUAUAAAAUAAGUCCCAAAAAUGUCCUCAGGAUCCACCUUACGCGUUUCGGCACAAAGCCUUCAUCAGAGGUGCUGUGUUCUGUCCAAAUACGAAGUUCCUUUUAAAUCUUAUUUGGCGCCAUUUUCGCCGUCUUCCCGGCACUUUACUUCCGGGUUCUGACGUCAGGUGCGUGUUACGUCAUCGCGUCCUGACGUCACUUCCGGUUUCGGCGGGUAUGACGUGCCGGAACCGUCAUAAUAACAAGUCCAUAUAAAUAACAUGUAAAAGAUUAGAGACUGGAGAUAACAUAAAAGAAAUACAUGGUAAAGUAAUAAAAUACCACAAAUUUAGAACCAUAAGUCCCAAAUAUUUAUUUAAUCUAGUAAUAGGAGAAGAAAAAUAUAAUAAAAAAUGAUAAAAAUAAAAAGAUAUAUAUAAAAUAUAUAAUAUGUAUGUAUAAAAAAUGUACUACAGAGGCCAAAUUAGAAACAUACAUAUAUAUAUAUAUAUAUAUAUAUAUAUAUAUAUAUAUACAUAAAGUAUAUAUAUGCAUGUAAAAAAUAUAUAUAUAAAAAAUAAUAAUAAUUUAUAGCUUAAAAAUUAUCUAUAAAAAUAAAUAAAUUGAGAGGCAAAAGAUAAUUAAUAAAUAAAGCAACAUUAAAAUAUAUAGGAUAACACAUAAAAAUAACUAAAAAUCCCAAAAAAGUUAAAAUUAAAUAUAUUUAUUAAUUUCAAAAUCUACAUUUAAACCAUUUGGGACCAUAGUCUCUAAUUCAAACAUCCAUUUCAUUUCUGUGUAUCCUAAAAUAUAUUCUUUAUCACCACCUCUCCAGUGGGUUUUAAUUAAAUCAAUACCUAAAAACUCUAUACCUCUCGGGUCUCCAUUAUGUGCUUCUGUAAAAUGUUUAGAAACAUUAUGGUUAAGAAAUUUGCGUUUAAUAUUAUAAAUAUGUUCUCUAAUACGAGUUUUUAAAGUGCGUAUUGUCUUGCCAAUAUAUUGGAAACCACAUUGGCAAGUAAGUAAAUAAAUAAUACCUUUACUAGAACAAUUAAUAAACGUCUUUAUUGUAUAUUCUUUUUUAGUAACCAAAGACACAAAAUGAGAAACCUUUUUAUUUCUAUUUGUUCUAAAUGAGCAUCCUUGACAUGUACCACAAUAACGGAAACCUAUGCUUCCUUAAAAAAAUUAUUUUUAUCUUCUAUUAUUUCUUUAUCUAAAAAACUUUUAGUUAAUAUUUGUCUAAAAUUAUUUGCCCCCCUAAAAAUAAAUUUUGGUUUCAAAUCUAAAAACGGAAGUGCUCCUGAAUCCUCUUUUAAAACAUGCCAAUGCUUUUUAAUUAUUUUUUGUAAUGCUCCAUUAUUAGAGCUAAAAUCAAAAAUAAAAGGAACUGUUUUAGUGUCAUUCUGGUUAUUCUUAAAAUCUUGUUUCAUUUUUGACUUAUAUUCAAGGAGAGGUUGUCUUUCUUUUUCUGCAAUUUCGUUUUCAAUUGUAUCCAAGUCUUCUUUUAUAUAUCCUUUUUCGACAAAUUUUCUUUUUAAAAUUUCUACUUGUUUAAAAUAUUCCUCUCCUUCUGUACAAUUCCUUUUAAGUCUUAAAAAUUGCCCUUUUGGAAUAUUAGUCAACCAUGGUUUAAAAUGGCAACUUUUUAAAUCUAUAAAACUAUUAACAUCUACUGUUUAAAAAAAAGUUUUACUUUUAAUUUUAUUGUUCUCAACAUAAAUUAAAAGAUAUAAAAAAUUAACAUGCUCGGCACUGAUAUCGUAAGAUAAAUUAAUAUUAUAAGAAUUACAAUUAAGAGAGCUAAUAAAAUUUUCCAAGGAUUCUCUGUUACCUUUCCAAAUGAUAAAAAUAUCGUCUAUAUAUCUCUUACAGAGGACCAGAGGUGGUGAUAAAGAAUAUAUUUUAGGAUACACAGAAAUGAAAUGGAUGUUUGAAUUAGAGACUAUGGUCCCAAAUGGUUUAAAUGUAGAUUUUGAAAUUAAUAAAUAUAUUUAAUUUUAACUUUUUUGGGAUAUUUUUAGUUAUUUUUAUGUGUUAUCCUAUAUAUUUUAAUGUUGCUUUAUUUAUUAAUUAUCUUUUGCCUCUCCAUUUUUUUUUUAUAGAUAAUUUUUAAGCUAUAAAUUAUUAUUAUUUUUUAUAUAUAUAUUUUUUAUAUGCAUAUAUAUACUUUAUGUAUAUAUAUAUGUUUCUAAUUUGGCCUCUGUAGUACAUUUUUUAUACAUACAUAUUAUAUAUUUUAUAUAUAUCUUUUUAUUUUUAUUAUAUUUUUCUUCUCCCAUUACUAGAUUAAAUAAAUAUUUGGGACUUAUGGUUCUAAAUUUGUGGUAUUUUAUUACUUUACCAUGUAUUUCUUUUAUGAUAUCUCCAGUCUCUAAUCUUUUACAUUUUAUUUAUAUGGACUUGUUAUUAUGACGGUUCCGGCACGUCAUACCCGCCGAAACCGUAAGUGACGUCAGGACGCGAUGACGUAAGAUGCACCUGACGUCAGAACCCGGAAGUAAAGUGCCAGGAAGACGGAGAAAAUAGCGCCAAAUAAGAUUUAAAAGGAACUUCGUAUUUGGACAGAACACAGUACCUCUGAUGAAGGCUUUGUGCCGAAACGCGUAAGGUGGAUCCUGAGGACAUUUUUGGGACUUAUUUUAUAUUUAUAUGGGACUUUCCUCAUUUUUAAUUAUUUUUGUAGUUGCAUAGUGUUUAUUAAAGUUUAUGUACAACUUUUUAUUUGUUUUCCUGGUUUGUGCAACUUUGGGAAGAUACCCACUACAAUUUGUGUUCCAGUCCUUAGGAAGAUUUCUGUUCAAGGCGAUCAGCUUGAGCCAGCUCCUAAUUGGCUCUUCGUAUGUGAGUGCAAUUUAUCCACUACGUCACUUUAAUUUAUUUGACGUUAUUACCCUAUGUUGUAUUUUUCUGUUUCUUUUUCAGAAAUGUAUUAACCAAUGGGUAAAAUUUUGUAAUCUUAUUUGAGUGCUCUCACCAUUCCUUUUAUUCUCACUUAUGUCUAUUGUAGUGGUUAUUGUGGCCCACUAAGGUGAUUGUAGCACCAGUGUUCAUUUAUCUUUUCACCGUGUGUUUUAUUGUUUACAUAACAAACAUGUACAUAUCUACAGAACCUGAACCCCUCACAUGGAUGGAAGUAGUGUGUAUAUUUAAUAGCAAAAAACUUUAUAUAUUAAGAACCACUUAGGGAAUAAAUAUCCCAUCCAAGAAAUCUAUGAGAAAAAAACCUUAAAGGUCCAUUGUGGCGGCCACCCCAUUAAGAAGAGGGGUUUCACCGCCAGAGAUGUUCUUUUCCCCCUAGUGUGAGUGAUGCUGUAGUACUUUCCCAGUAGUUGUAAUCCAAAGCGAGUAGAGCAGGGAUAUAGCUGGCUCUAUGUUGGGGAUGAACUGGUUUUAAUGGGAACCACACACGGCAUUUUAUGUAACUCCCCAUGCAAGGGGUUUCCUAAAACAUAUUCCAUGGGCAUUCCCCACUGGACCUGAGAGGAGACUGUUACAAAGUAUACAUCUAAAUACAUUCUCUCUUAGGUUAAGAACAUAUACAUGUAUUACACCCUAAAACAUACAUUUCACAAUUAGGUACCCCCUCAAAUUCUAUAUCUCCGGGUAGCCUGGAUUUGAGCGCCCAACAUAUCCCAAAAGUGCUCAGAUCCCAUGAACGCAGCCGAAAUGUCACCGGGGUCAGGUUUAGACCGACCGCACACAAGGCCUCUGCCCAAAAUAGUUCCAGGAAAUUGGGCUGAGAGGUCGGUGUUUUUCGGGGGUACAAAAUAUAAUAAAAUACCAAACGUAACUGUUCGUGCAUACAUUGAGUCUGUGUCCCUUGUUUGGGAGUGUGCUCCCACCGUACACCUUUCAGUUCUGCUGAAUAUAACCGAACGUAGGUGGGGGUGACAGUUUCAGUGGUGUUGGGGCGGUCGAGUGUCCGAUUUUGGUUCCAUACACUCGACAACCAAACACCGCUGCACGUGUUCGCGGCUAAGAUGGCCACCGCCACGUGUUUGCACAUACGAACCACGACCAACCAGCCGGCCGCUUAGAAUGCUGUGGUUAUUGCGGUUAAUGAGGUGAUGACAGAGGUGAAAAGGGUCAACGAGCACCACACUUAGUAUAUGGGUGGUCUAACAGUUCCUGAGUUUAUUCGGUAUACGAACAAAAUGAACAUAAUCAGUUCGGUGCACCCCAUAUGCCGGACCAAUAGGUGAAAGAAAUUAAGUUUUAUAAUCCAGAGACAGAGGGUCUGUCACAUGUAUUGUAACGAGAUAUAGAUCUCUUAAAAAGAUUAUCUUGUUGGAGAUUAACCCUGUAUGUGAAUAAUAUAUUAGAGAAAGCACACUAUAUCUAUGUCCACGUUGUGACCACCUGGUUCCAGGGAACCCAACUGGUGGAAAGGUCUCCCGCUGUGUGAGCCUGUCUUCUCUCCUUCCUCCUCUCCAAUAUGGUGGAAUAUAUUCUAUUCCAAAGAAAGGAGAAUUAAUUCCAACUGAAGUGUAA